AUGCCAGACACCGUUGGAGACCCGCAGGACUCCUAUCCUGGCAUUAGAAAUCUGGGCCUGUUUGUAAGUUGCCUGUAUCCUGCCUUUAAUCUCCUUGAACUUUCCAUUCUGGCAGUCUCCUUUCACCUCCAAAGUCAAGGGUCAAGACCGGAGGGAGAUUUCUAGGUCUAAAGAUAUUCUCUAGUGGCUAGAGUAGCCGCAGCUUGAGCUGUUCUCAAACUUCUAGGGGUAUGCAGCUGGUGAGGCAGAAAAAAACAGAGGAAAGAGACAGUGGGGGAUUGUAUUGGGCCAAGAACACUGUGACAUCUAUGUCUCCUGCAGCCUCUUGCACAGUGCUAACAAAAUUGUCCUCCACACUGCAGCAGAACAGCUGUGCAAGUUGAGAGAGUCCCACCCGUGGAGAGAAGAUGUGCAGGUUGAGACCAGCCCUGGUGGAGUUGAGUCUCUGCUCUAGGUAAACAACAGGGGCUGCCUUUUGUUUUUAAGAAACAUGGUAGCAGCACCUUGCAGGUUCAGACUCAGCAUCUUGGCUCAGUGGUUUCCAGACUCUUUACCUUCAAGGAAGCCUUUCCUGCUGCAUAUGCCACAGAACCAGCACAUAGCAAAGGACCGUGGCGCAUGCCCAAGUUCACUGGUCCUCCCUGUCAUGAGGCAGUGAGGCAGCUGCCUCAGGUGGCAGAUGCUGGAGGGGCUCAGCAAUGCCCUUCAUGGGAUCGGAACUGUGUGUGCCAUAAGCCUGCCCUAAAGUAGCUUGCUUUCAUCAGGUGAGCACUGUGCAGGAUGUGAUCCUCUUGCCAGUCUUAGGCAGUUUAGACACCAUACCUUUAAAGCACCCCCCCAAAAAAUCAUGGGAACCAUAGUUUACCCCUCAAAAGCUACAAUUCCCAUCACCUUUAACAAGCUGGUUUCCAGGAUUCUUUUUUUUUGGGGGGGGGGGGGAGGCAGAAUCAUGGAAUUGUAGAGUUGGAAGAGACCCUGUGCUUCAAAUGUGCCUUAAAUGUAUGGAGUGUGUACAGCCUCAAAAUGCGAUUCAGGUGCCUCACUGAAACAUAGUCCUGGUCCAUUCAGCUUCUGUAUGUGGAACGAGGGGGGGGGCACCAGCGUCUUGUUUGUCUCCAGCAGCAAAGUGUUGGGGGCAGCCCUGCUGUCAACCCAUCACUCCCUUGAAGCAGCACUUUUGCAAGGGGAGUUUGGUAGAGACGGCAAAUCCUCUUGUGGGAGAGCUCAUCUCUCUUCUCUCUCACAACUUGGGAGGAACCCCAACCACCACUAUUUGAAACAACCUCAUCUAGCGUUUUGGAUAAGACUGGGUCUCCUGACCUGACACAUCAUUCGGAGAUGUGUUGUGCCUGCGCUGCACAGCACCACUGAACUUGGUCAGCUUGGAGGAGGCGAGUGGCUGUCUGGUUCGCUCUGGGACAAGAGAGUCCUUGAUAUUAUUGCCUAUACAGCUUGUCCUGCCAAUAAAAUGUCACUGAUCUAAAGUCAAGUGUGACUCUUGCCGUGUUGUUUCUAAAGCGUCCACAGAUUGAAGAUCCCACAAAGGCAGAGAGCAAGAGAGCACUAUCUUAAAUGGCUAAUUUUGGGAGCCCUGACGGGUGGGAGAUAGACAAAUUGACUCUAGAAGCCCUGUCCCUUGGGAAGUUAUCCUGUGUGGUAUAGUGCAGCUCUUACUUACUUCAUGGAGUUUGGCCUGGAGAACUUCUGGCUUGUGUACUUUUCUAGAAAGGCAGUGUAAAGUCUUCAGUUGUCCCCCUGCCAUGUGUUAAUGUUGGAAACAUUGCCAUUUGGAUUUUCUGCCUGAGGUGCCAGUGUGAAGAUUCCUCUGCUGCAGAGGCACGAUGGCUGCGCAUCUCACAGCAGGGACAACGCCCAGCCUCUGCCCUUGGACCUUGACAAUCCUGAGCGCCUCAGGGGAGACUGCAUCCCCUAAUUCUGCCAUGCGAGAUCCAGCAACAUCACAGUUUAAAAUGGAAGGUUAGAGAGAUCCCCAUACAUUUGUUUAUAUACAGAGCUAUUUAAUGUCAUUUGCAAAUCAAAUACUGAUUGUGUGAGAAAGAACAAAACAGAUUUGCAAGGAGUUGAGGGGGCAGUGCCUUAUUCUGGGGGCACUCAAGGGUGCACAAUACCGCCACAUUUUUUUUCUAAAAGAAAAGCAAUUUGAGGGGUAUUGGGAGCAGUAAAUAGUGUAGAAACAGCAAGGAAGAAAAUUCAGGGUAGAUAGUGCGGGGAAGAAGCCCUGUCUAGGGCUUCUCUCUUCUCUGACAGUUUCCCCCCUUCCUUUUGAAUGGCUCUUUUCCUCUCUCUUAAAUGUAAAGGACACCUGGAUGGUUAAGUCCAGUCAAAGUUCACUUUCAGGCCAGGGAGCUGGCAUUUGGCCACAGACAACUUUUGGGGUCAUGUGGCCAGCAUGACUAAACCACUUCUGGUGCAACAGGACACCGUGACAGAAGCCAGAGCGCAUGGAAAUGCCAUUCACUUUCCUGCCACAAUGGUACCUAUUGAUCUACUCUCGCUGGUAUGCUUUCAAACUGCUAGGUUGGCAGGAGCUGGGACAGAGCAACGGGAGCUCACCCAGUCACAUGAACUCAAACUGCCGAACUUGCGAUCAGCAAGCCCAAGAGGCUCAGUGGUUUAGACCACAGCACUACCUGCGUCCCUUUACCUUUACCUCUUCCUUUAACAAUAGCUGGAUGUGCAGAAACUGAGUAGCUGAAGAUUUUCACAUCACUUUUAUUUUGUUAGCUUGAUAUGUCCACAUGGCACAUAUCAAGCUGCUGUUGCACAUGAGCAGGUCAGUAAAAGCAAAAAAUGGCAAUUUAAGCCUCUGAGAUGCAAAUACUUCCUCUGUAUAUAAAAGUGUUGAGAGAGAAUGCAAUUGGGUUGUUGCCAACAAAGUUCUACUUAGAGUAAGCCCACUGAGCUUAGUGAAUCUAAAUUAUCACACCCAUUGACUUUGAUGGGUCUACCCUGAGUAGGACUACCAUUGGAUACAACCCAUUGAUCUUCUGUCUCUGUCCCUAGAUGUCCCUGCCCACAGCAGAAUGACAUGCUUGUUUUUCAGUAGUCAAGUGUACACAGAGAUUAGCAUGGAGGUAGGCUGAGCAACAUACCUGAGCUUGGCUGGGUCUGUCUUUGUCAGCUGCCUUCCAGCCUUAGUCACUUUAGGGUUUUACAGAGUUUAUUGACUGACCUCAAGAGACAGAGGGAAUUAGGCUUCAGGGCAAAACAAAAGACCUCUUUCUGGCUCCAGACACAAACCUAUUUUGCAAACAUGCCUUCAGUUUUUUAUAUUGCCUGUGCAGAGGGGCUGUGAUCGUCUAGGGUGCCAUUUGGGAAGGGCAAUCUUCUCCCUGCCCCUCACAAAUAUUUCACUCCCUUGUCUCUCUAGACAGACGGAUGCUAACAGUAACGCACAAUAAAGCGCCCAGGAAUCUGCCUCAUACUUCUUAAGGCCAUUGGCUGACAGCUUCCAAGGGUUUCAGGCAGUGGUUUCUUACAGCCCUACCUGAAGAUGACGAGGAUUAAAGUCAUCCUUAAUAUGGAAUUUAUUGCCGUUCAAGUUAAGGAAUCCACCAACAAUCUACUAUUUUAGAUACAUGCUUAGGACUUUUAUCCACCUAAGACUUUGUUGCCUUAUACUUUGAAUUAUUAUUGAUCAUCUAUUGGUAUUGUACUUUUAUCUAUAUUGUUCAUGGUGAACAAAUACAUAAUAAAUUAUUAUUAUUAAACACAUUUCUCAUCAUUAAGCCACCAAAGCAGGUGCACACAAUAAAAGUGGAAUAAAACACAGAAUACAAGUUCUGCAAACACUAAAAUCAAUUUAACAAACUCUAAAACAGCAAAACUAAUAAUCAAAUUCCAAAAACAGCAAAACCAUUUCAUCAGAUAUAAAAUUGAUAUUCCGUAAAUAAACAAACCUAGGAUCUGCACUGCAGCAUGUGCUGCCCCACUGAGGCGCGCCCUUCUCUUAAAUUCUGGAAAGAAAAGCACAUUUGCUUUUGUACCAUUAUUUUGCUGAAAUGCAACACAUUUAUUUCUUUUUAAAAGUUUUUAGUAAAUAAGUCUUCGCAGAGAGGAUUGCUAAAGUCACUUCAAGAUACUUCCCUCAGAUAUGGAGAUGAGAGAGAUCAGCUGGUACUAAAAAUAUUGUUAGUCUAAGCAUUUUUAAUGCUCUAAAUUGUAAGAAUUGAAUCUGCAGGUUUCCCCUUCUUGCCCUCUCUAAUGCAUGACAAUCCUGUUUCCUUCAGCUUUAAUGGAUUACAAAGUGUGGAACCAAAGAGACGCAGUGAGAUUUGCACUUUAACUUAUAGUGCAAACAUUCUAUCAUUGGAGUAAGUGAUUAAAUUUGGUGGGAGAGGCAAGACAUUGCCCACCCUGCCUCCAUUCUGGUUUCACUCUUUCAGGUCAGUUUUUCUAAGGCUGCAGUGCAUUUAGUAGGGAGGGACCAAGUCCCGUUGAACUGAAUGGGGCUUACAUCUCCCAAGACGGUGCAUCCGCCUGAGCUGUGCCCUUGUUUUUAACUAAAAUAUGGUGUCAAAAGUCUCAUAAACCAAAUUCAAAAUUUGCUGAAGUUGAAAGGCCAGAUGUAAGACCAUCUCUUUGCAAAGGCCAGUGAGGCAUGAGCUCAUUCAUUGUGAUUUGGAAGUCUGCCUCCUUCUGGCAGCUCCUGCAGUCGAGCUGGUGCCAAAUGUAUUGCUCUGAUUUCUUUUGGACCCCAUCAGUACGGCUGAGAGGGAGACAGCCCAGGACCCCCAUACAAACGGCCCAGGCUUGUGCCCCAAGGAGGUCACACUGGUGCUGCUGACACAGCAGUUUGACUUCACCCCUGGAGGAGCACUCCAUUGUCUCUCGAGACAGGCAGAGGCCAACAGCAGCAGCAAGCCCCACUGAGUGCAAGGGGCUAUUGCCAGGGCAGGACUUUGGGGCAGACACCCUGGGCUCAGCUCACUGGCAUGGGCAGAAAGGGUCCCAGAGGUAGCAGGGCCGGCUUGCCAUAUUUUGAAACAAGUGAAGCGAUACACAUCACCAUCUAAGGGAGGCGAGGCCAUUAAGCCCCAAGUCUAAAAUGCCCUGUUUACUCACAGGUGAGUUCAGACACAAUCUGUGCUGGCAUCAGGGGACCACUGCUGGUUCCUCAAGGAUGCAGGCACUGCUGCUGCUGCCCCUUCUUGUCUUGACCUGCGUAGGAGGGGUGUUGGUGUUGUCUACACUGGUUGGCAGAGGCUCUCCAGCCCCCCCUGGAGAUGCCAGAGUCUGAGCUUCAGGCUGCCUACAUGCACAGCAGAUGCUCUGUCAUGGAACUACGCUCCUUCCUCCGGGUUAGGGCCCUUCCUGCUUCUACUGGACUACCCUGGACUUCUGCCCCAGAGCCCUACGCUGAUGGUGCCACCACUGGCAGUGCAGCCCAGUCCUAGAUGUGUGAAUGUUUUCAGAAGUGAGCCCCACAGAACUCCAGGAAGCUUACUCCCAUAGACGUUAUGGGUUUCUAUUGAUUGCAUAACAUGUAUACACUGCUUGAUUGUAAGAAAACUCAAUGUGGUUUACAAAGAAAAUGUUCACAGUUGCAGCCUUAGCUUCUUUGCAUUAAGAUGGAUGUUCCCAGAGGGCAGUGCAACCUGGGAGGGCUUUUGUCUCUCCUUACAGCCCAGAAUGAAGAGCCUCUGUGCUUCCAGAUGAUGUUGGUCUAACUCCCAUCUUCCCUGGCCAGCAGAGCUUGUGGUCAAGGGCAACCCGGGUUGAAGUCCAGCAACAUCUGGAAGGCCACAGAUGCCACACCCCUGCUUUUGGGUUUAUCCGAAGCACCUAUUGCUGGAAGUGAGAUGAUGGACUAGUCAGCCCUAGAUUUUAAUCAAGCAGCAUGUUGAGAGCCAGGUGGUGUAGUGGUUAAAAUACUGGACUGCAGUUGGGGAGAGCCAGGUUUUCAUCCUCCCUCGGCCACAGCGUUCCCUGGAGGAAGUCUUUUCCGCCUAACCUCCCUCGCAGGGUUGUUGUGCCUAAGCAAUGGGGACGGGGGCCAGAGGUCUUUCUCAGCCUCGGGUCCCCAGAUGGGGUUGGACUACAACGCCCAUCAUUUCUAGCUAGCAGGACCAGCGGUCAGAGAUGCCGGGAGUUGUAGUCCAGCCCCAUCUGGGGCCUUCAACCAGUGCCUUUCCGCUCUCCCGCGAAGAGCGAGCAGGGGCGCCGCGCGAGCCAAGGCGCCGGGCAGCAGCAGCAGCCGCCUGCAGGGGCUCCGGGGCUCCGGAAGGAGGCGCUCGCCUCCGCUCCCUUCGCCGCCGCCGGCCCACCAGGGAGGCGCGUCCGCCCCUUCGCGGGAGCGAGGAGGAGGAGGAGGCGGCGGCGCGGCCAGAGCAGCUCGGGGCGCCCGGGGCAGCAGCCGCCUCCUCCUCCUCCUCCUCCGCCCGCCGCCGGUGUUGCGCUGCGCCGCUUUCCCGCUGCCGCCGCCGCCCGGCCUCUCCGGCGCGCCUCUUCCUCGGCGCCUUCGGGCCCCCCGAGCCCCGUCUGGCGGUGAGUGUCCGGGGGGGGGGGCAGCAGCCCGACAGGUGAAGUUGGCGCAGGAGCUCCGCUCGGGGCUGCGGGGUCUGGGCCGGGGAGGGAAGAACCAAGAUCAGGCCCGAGGUGCGUCCCGUCCUCCCCGCUCUUUGGAACUCCCUGCCUCUUGAAGAUUUUGCGCGCACCGUACAAAUUCCCUCGCUCCUAUUUCUUUCGGGGAUGCUUUCCGCAAUCAAAUUAAGCAAGUUAUUUUUCCCUCCGGUGUCUUUUUAUUGAGGAAAAGGUGGGGGCUCUUAGUUUUGAUUGCCCUGUUCUUGUCGCAUGACUUCAGUUGUUCUUUUUAGCUGUAGCUUAAAGGAGAUCUGUAAAUAAGAGUAAAGAGAUUCCUCGCCGCUCGAACGAGACUCGCAUUCUGGCGUUUCAGGGGCAUUUCAGAGGCUUCGCGAGUCUGGCGACUGAUGGGCUCCCCUUUCAAGGAGAGGGACACCUGGCCCCGAAAAUGCUGCUUCUUCCUCCCAACUCCUUCUGUCCUUCUGUGCUCCUCUCCUCCUGGAAAGGGGGCCAAGGCUCUUCACAGAAUUCAAGCGGACAGGCUCUUGUGCUUGGAGCUUCCAGUCUGCAAUUUGCCAGAGGGGGGGCCACUGAGGAAGGGAGAGGUGAGCAGGUGUCUCUGUUUUUUGGCUCAGGGUAUAUCCAUCACAUGGAGAAAGGAAGCUCUCCUCAAAUCAGGGAUGGGGAGCCUGUCACUCUCCAGCCGUUGUGGGACCCCAUUCCCCUGGCCAGCAUGCCUAGCGGUUGAGAUGAUGGGAGUAGCAUUCCAGCAGCAUCUGCAGGCCAUGGCUAUCGUGACUGACGUGGCACGUGGGGAACCUGCCUGCGGAGAGAAGCUCUUUAGUAUGGAUCUGGUUUGAGAGAGCCCUUACUUGUCUGGGGUGGGUCAGGGAGCGCACCUUUCAGUCCUUCCCAGCACAAUCCCACCCUGUUGUGUGUGGCUACGGAAGAGACCUGGAAUGCUAGCGGAGGACAAGCUGACGCCAUCGGGUGCAGGAAAGCUUAUGCCUCAAUAAAUUUUCUUAGAUUUAAGGUGCCCAGAGUCUUUCCCCGACCCCCUUACCCCCAGGAAGAGUCUAGUCCAGGCAUAGGCAAAGUUGGCCCUCCAGAUGUUUUGGGACUUCAACUCCCAUCAUCCCUGACCACUGGUCCUGUUAGCUAGGGAUGGUGGGAGUUGUAGUCCGAAAACACCUGGAAGGCAGAGUUUGCCUGUGCCUGGUCUAAUCCUUUGGAAUGUGGUCACCUUGUGUCAAUGUUGUCUCUGAACGGAGGUCUGUCUCUGGUGGGCUUGCUGAUUCACUCCCUCCUCCGAAAGGUUUGCCCUGAAAUUGGUUCUCAUUGCCAGGUAAUAUAAUAAAGAACUGCGUGCCCUUGAGCAUGUGCAGAGUGUCUUUCUCUCCAUUCAAUAGCUACAUAACAGCAGCACUCUCCCUGCUUGUGAUGCCAGCCUUAGAUCAGGGGUCCUCAAACUACAGGCCGUGGUCCAGAUCCGGCCCGUCAGGGUCCUGAACCCAGCCCGGCCAGCAAUUGCAGAACUCAUUGCUGUCUGAUGGGUCUAUGGCGAAAGGAAGUACAGCAUCCCAUGUGCGAGUGCGACCUUGGCAUCCGGCGUCUGUUCAUAGCGCGUGUGGCUGGUUGGUUGUGGGGAGGGGGGGCGGUGUGCAUGCAACAGGAGGGAUGAUGUGAUCCUGCGCAUGCGCAGCAGGCUGCUCGGCGCUUUUGCAUUCUCUCUAUCUCUGGUCCGUGGCUGAGAGUUCCUUUGGCUGUGCUGCGUGAGGCAAGAAACUUGAGUGAGGCAGCCACGGGGGGGGGGGGAGGUCAGCCGCCCCCUGCUUUCCCUUUUCAGCUGCUAAUCUCAUUAGCCAAAAGCAAGUCCAUACUUCCCAUUGAAAUACUUAUAUAUAUAUUUUUUAAAUGAUAUUUAUUAAAAUUUCAGAAACAAAAAAUUACGUAGUUAAAAAUAAAAAAGACAAGGUAAAAUACAAAAAAAGAGAAAAAACAUACAAAGUAUAGAAAAAAAGAAUUAGAAAAAACACUUAAAAACAAAUUAAUCCUUCCGUAUCUUACAUUUCAUUUCCUUACUUCCCUGACCUCCUCUCACCUCCCUUUUUCGUAUUCCAAUUCCAUUGGUUAAUUCAGCAAUUCCUUUCCCUCUCUGUUUUUAUCUUAAUCCUUUAACUUAAUAUAUUAUAGCUUUAGAUUCUCACCUAUUAACCAUCCAUUUUUGCAUACACCUUCAUGACAUUGCUGCUAAAACCACUUAACUUCAUUCUGGCAUCAUUCUAACAUUCAUUAAUUUUACAAUAUUUCUGUAAGUAGUCUUUAAAUUUCUUCCAAUCUUCUUCCACCGACUCUUCUCCCUGGUCACAGAUUCUACCAGUCAUUUCCGCCAAUUCCAUGUAGUCCAUCACCUUCAUCUGCCAUUCUUCCAGAGUGGGUAGAUCUUGUGUCUUCCAGUACUUUGCAAUAAGUAUUCUUGCUGCUGUUGUAGCAUACAUAAAGAAAGUUCUGUCCUUCUUUGGCACCAUUUGGCCGACUAUGCCCAGGAGAAAAGCCUCUGGUUUCUUCAGAAAGGUAUAUUUAAAUACCCUUUUCAUUUCAUUAUAAAUCAUCUCCCAGAAAGCCUUAAUCCUUGGGCAUGUCCACCAAAGGUGAAAUAAUGUAUUGCCUAGAAUGUUGUUUUUGUUUCAAACAUUGCAAGUUUUGGACAAAAUGGAUUGCUUCAAGAAGUGGCAGAGAGAUAUUUCUAGAUUUGUCUGGCAGGGCAAGAAGCCCAGAAUAAAAUUUAAAAUAUUAACGGAUGCAAAGGAAAGAGGUGGAUUUGCCCUGCCAGACCUUAAACUUUAUUAUGAAUCAGCAGCUUUUUGCUGGCUGAAAGAAUGGCUGCUUCUUGAAAACACAGACAUUUUGGACUUAGAAGGUUUCAAUAAUGUAUUUGGAUGGCAUGCAUAUUUGUGGUAUGACAAAGUCAAAGCACAUAAAGCAUUUAAGAAUCAUAUUGUCAGGAAAGCAUUGUUUAAUGUCUGGAUAAGAUAUAAGGAUUUAUUGGAAAAUAAAACCCCAAGGUGGUUGUCACCGAUGGAAGCGAAAGCACUGAAAAAGCUCAAUAUGGAGGCCAAAUGGCCGAAAUAUUGGGAAAUUCUGGAACAAGAGGGAGACAGAUUGAAAUUGCAGAGUUUUGAGAAACUAAAAAACAAAGUGCGAGAUUGGCUUCAUUAUUAUCAGAUAAUGGAGGCAUAUAAUUCGGACAAGAAAAUUGGCUUCCAGGUGGAAAAAUCAAAAUUAGAAACAGAACUGUUAGAACCCAAAACUAAGACUUUAUCAAAGAUGUAUAACUUGCUGUUGAAAUGGAAUACUCAGGAUGAAACGGUGAAAUCUGCUAUGAUUAAAUGGGCACAAGACGUUGGACAUAACAUUAUGUUUGCUGACUGGGAACAGUUAUGGACCACAGGUAUGAAGUUCACGGCAUGCAAUGCCUUAAGAGAGAAUAUUAUGAAAAUGAUAUACAGGUGGUACAUGACACCAGUCAAGCUUGCAAAAAUCUAUCAUUUGCCCGACAAUAAAUGUUGGAAAUGUAAAGAAACUGAAGGUACAUUCUUUCACCAUUGAAAUAGUUAUAAGUUUAUGUUGAUUAAAAUUGUUCUUCAUUUUAAAUAUUGUAUUGUUUUUCCUGUUUUUUGUGCACCACAAAUAAAAUAUGUGCAGUGUGCAUAGGGAGUCGUUCAUGUUUUUUUCAAACUAUAGUCUGACCCCCAACAGUGCCUGAGGGACAGUGAACUGGCCCCCUGCUUAAAAUGUUUGAGGACCCCUGCCUUAGACCCUGGAAAUAGUCGUCAUGGCUGGGCACUAAUAGCCAUUGAUGGCCUUUUCCUUCAGGAAUUCAUCCUGUUCUCUUGUAAAGCCAUGCAAGUGGUGGUCACUGCGACUUAUUGUUGGAGCAAAUUCUGUAGUUUAGCUGUGUGUGAGGAACUUCUUUAGUCUGCCUGGAAUCUCCCAACAUUCAGAUUCAUUGGAUGGUUCUGGGAUCUAGGUAGGAUUAGGAGAGAGUGAGAUGGAGAGCAGCAUCUCUCUCAGUGAAAAAUGUUUCUGGGGCAGAAUGUGGCCCACCCGGAUGCACCUCUCAUUUUAACAUUCAAGCAUGUUCCCUGCACCCCACAUUUUCAGACUCUGAUUUGCGUGCUGCGUGUGCCACAGACUUGGCCAGCUCACACAGCUCUUUAUGGCAGUGUGGUAAUGACAGGAGCGGAGGAGUGACUUGACUAAGCUCUGUGAACACCAGCAGGGGUGUGACAGGGACUAUUCUUGGAUGGGUGAGAAGACUUCAUAGGAGCCUCCUGUUUUCUCUUCUCAUUGGGGUUUAGCCCCAGGACUUUUCCAGUUCUCCUGCAUUGAUCUGCUUCAGAACCUAUUGUGUUUCCUAAUGGGGGGGGGCCCUCGUUGGAAUGCUUGAUCGCUUUCAUUUCUUUCCCACAAGUUUGGCAUAUGGAGUUGACUUGUCUUUCCAAACUGAUUCCGUUUUGAUUAUAGUAGCAACUAUCUAGAUGCCUCCGAGAAGCUUGCAAGGUUGCUUCCCUCUUUGGUAUGCUGUCCCAGUGAUAUAGUGCCCCUGCACAUGGAGGCUUCAUUUUGCUCCUAGGAAGUGAAAUAGUUCCUGGAGGUAGCACUUAAGCCCUUCAGGCUGCAAAGGUAGACUUGAUAGUUACAGACGAUGCAUGACAAACAUCAUCAAGCCAGCUUCUCAGAAGUUGCAAAGCUUCAUAGCACUGCAAAAUUCCUCGCCCCGUAUUUAUUGAAAGCAGAAUUAAUUAUGAAGAAUAAGCAAGCUUAAUUUGCUAGUAUUUGGCAUGAUUGGUACACUUUUCAGAAUUCAUCUUUUCAAGACACAGAAUUUGUAUUUCAUAUAUAAUGUAAUAUUUAGGGUUGUAGUCGAUGCUAGUCCUACUCAAAGUAGACUUACUGAACUUAAUGGGCAUGACUCAGGACAGUAUUCAAAUUGCGCGUUCCAUCUGCACAAGGAUUUCUGCUUGUGUGACAGAACUUCAUCCCCGCUUCUUGUCCUACAUCCUUCCCAAAUCAGCUCCAAAGGGUUGGGGGAAUCUCUAGAACAGGCAUAGGCAAACUCUGCCCUCCAGAUGUUUUGGGACUUCAACUCCCAUCAUCCCUGACCACUGGUCCUGUUAGCUAGGGAUGAUGGGAGUUGAAGUCCCAAAACAUCUAGAGGGCCAAGUUUGCCUAUACCUGGAAGGAAAGUUGGACUAGAUGACCCUUGGGUCUCAUUCAGCGCUAAGAUUCUAUGUUGCGCAUGUGGGAAUCCUUGCACUGGUGGAACAUGGGCACUUAGGCUUGUGUCCAGUGUAGCACUAACAGGUUUCUUUAUUUUGGUGGGUUCGCUAUGCUUUGAACUGAGUUGGAUGCAACUCUUAGUUCAGAGAAUAUGCAUGGCCCUCAGGCCUCCCCUUGAGCUAUUCAGGAUCUGCUCCCCCCACCCCAGGGUGUGUUUUGGAGGAAGCUGCUCUCCAGACAAUGGGGGAAGCUUUUACUUUGGAUCAGCUGCCAAGUGCUGAUCCACCCCAAUAUUUGAUCCAGUCCAAUAGGGAAAGCAGCAACCUCCUAAUCCUGCUGCAAUUACACAUAAAGCCAAGGUUUGGGGCUGGGCUGCUGUAAACCCAGUUCUUCCUUCUUUCCUUCCAGAUGAGGUGUUAACUGUUUGCUCAUAUAUCCAUUGCUAUUUCUCAGUUUAUUACCAAGGUAGAUCUGGCCCUAAGUUUGGUCCUAUCCAGGCUGCAUUAAUGUGGGGCAUCAGGAGUGUUGUGUUAGCAUUUCCUCACUUUGCUGUUGAGCGGAGUUCAGGAUUUCACGGUGGACUAUGUGGGUGAACAGAGGCUGGUGUGACUCUGCUGAUUCUCUCAAGUGAGCUGAGGGUGUCAAAGUUUUGCCUUUCCUUGGGACGCUCGGGCUCAAUUGGAGGCUGUUGCUGCAUGCCUUAAAAUAGCCAGUAUUAUAAGGUAGGAGCAAGUCUCUCACAAAUAAAGCUCCACUUGCCAUUUGAUCACUGUUGUUCUUUCAUCUGGGCUCUUUUUAUCACUGUUAACUCUAAUGGCUAACAUGGUUCAGUUCAGCUUCUUUUGUUAUAGCCAUUUCAAAAGGCCAUGAAAAACUUAAAUCAUCAAAAGAUGAGUUGUUGUUUCCACCCAUCUGUCUCGACAGACAAUGGAGUGUGCCUCUAGGGGUGAAGUCAAACUGCUAGAGAAUCACAGCACCUGCUGUGGCUGCAGAGACCAGGAACUCACAACUGCUGCUUGCCUCCCACAUUGUUUUUGCUGCACUAGCAGCAUCAAAGUGACUUCUCUGGGGCUCAAGCCUGGGCCGUGUGUCUGGAGGUCCUGGGCUGCCCAGAUAACAAGACUCCCCUCUUUCUCGGCCUCACUGAUGGGGUCCAAAGGAAAGCAGAGCAAGACGUUUGGCAUCAGCUUGGCUGAAGGAGUUGCUGGAAGGAGACGUACAAGGUGCCAUCCAACUGUCUUCAGGACUCCACUCCGGAUUUGUGUAGCCUUUCUUCUCUUGCAUGAUUUCCCGCAAGGCAGCAGGCAUGGAUUUUUCCUCUGUGUGUGUUUUCUCCCAAAGACUUUCUCACAAAUGAGUAUAGCUUAACUUAAUGUAACUUAAAAGAAAUCUAGGGUUCUUCUGUGAUCUAGUUGAUAGCAUUCCAUGCCCUGAUGUCAGCAUGUUAUAGACAAAGUAUCCUGCAGGCUCUCCACCUAGUCACAAAACCUAUGUGGCCAGAGUUCCUGAAUGGGUGCAAAGCCUACGGCUGUUUGCACUAAGGCUCCCCUUUCAAGCAGCGGUGGAGAACCAAUCCUCCAGGCUACAUGGCUGCUCCACACCACUUCUUUGAAACAUUCUGCUUUGCAUGCAGAAGGUCCCAGGUCCAGUCCUCCAGUAUUUCCAGGUAGGACUGGGAGGGUUCCCUACACCUGUCCCUACUUUAAAGCAUUGCACUUAAUGUGCAGACACUGGGAUGCGUGGCCAACAGUGGGGGCAGAACUCAGUCGCCCUGUCCUCUCCAUGCAUUAGAUGUACACAAGGAACAAGGAAGGGGAAUCUGACCGCACUGUUAGUGAGCAAUUGGGAAAUAACACGGCUUGCAGGCUUCCCUCUCACACUAAGUAAAAGGGCGAUGGAUAGUUUUUAAGACUAUAAGAAGAGUCUGCAAGAUCUGGCCAGCGGCCCAUCUAGUCCAGCAUCCCCUUCUCACUGUGACCAACCAGGUGCCUGUGGGAAGAAAGCAAGCAGGACCUGAACGCAACUCUCGUGAACUGGUAUUUGGAGGCAUCCCACCUCUGGCAGUGGAAGAAGAACAUGACCCUAGCCUUAUCCUCCAUGAUUUUUGUCUAAUCUACUGUUUAAACCAACCAAGCUACAACUGUUUUUAGGGUACCUUAAAAAAACACACCCCUACUUGUGGUGGUCACAUUUAUGAAUGAAUCUUUUCCUCAGUGCAGGGUGACUUAGGGCACAUAGUGGCAAAUUCCAAGUUGAGCAAUUGUAGUAAUGGAUAUGGUGCUCUUGUGCAACACCCCCCCCCCAAACCAGACUUUCUGUGGUAAGGAAAGUGAUGAGGAAAUGCCCUGGAAAGUGUGAGAUAACAGUUGCUUCACACCCACCCCAUGUAACCUCCCCACCAACAAAUCAGAGUGACUGCUCAGUGGGCAGACAAUGCCAUAUAUCCUCCCUACAACCUUUGUGCAAACAAAUCAGAAUAAAUGCUCAGUAAGAAGGCUGCCUGCAGUGACAUCAGGUGCUGCUCCCUCCUUAAAUCUCAGCAGUGCUGGCUUGCACUCAUUGGGACUGGCCGGCCAGAAGGCAGAGAGACCAGCAGUUGGUGAAGCCAGAGCCAAUGACUGGCAGAAGCAACUAAGACUUGUUUGGUCUCUUUCCUCUGCCCUGCUAGCUCUAAAAAGGCAAACUGCCCCAUAUCUUUUGAGGAAAUUGUGUGGCUCUUUCUUCUGAGGAACUGCCUGUCUGUCUCCCGCUCCUCCACCUUAAUAUUGGGAUUUUUUUUAAAGCAAAGAAUGUGCCAGAAUCUCCCUGUCCUUCUUCCUAACACAAUGUUCUCCCUUUCUCUGGUAUCUCAUAAUUUCCCACACUAGUCUGAUUCAUUUACUACAUCCAUCUCCCUCUGUUCCUCCAAAGGGCUCAAAAUGUCAUUCAUGGGCCUCCCCACUUCUUCCCAGGGGCAGACUUUGGUAAUAUGGUGCCUUGAGCAAGGAUUUGGCACCUCCUAACUUUGAGUAAAAUAUAAAUAUAGGUUGCAGCAUUCUUCUUGUUGUUGUUCUUAAUUCACCCUCUGGGCUUGGCACCCUGGGCUGCCCCUUCCUCUGUGUUUGAUCCUCACAGCAACCCUCUAGGCUUAGCCCUGUAGGCUAAGAUCAGUUGACUGGCCCAAGGAUGCCCAGGGAGCUUCAUGGCGGAGUGAGGAUUCAACCCUUGGCUGCCAGGUCCUGGUCUGACGCUCUAACCACUCCUCCACACUUGCUGUCAGUUGAUCUUGGCAGGAUAGUUCCGGCUCCCAGGCUGAGCUACAAAUCUGUUACCAGUUUUUCAGCUCCUGCUAAAAACCCACCUGGGGACGUGUGGGGUAUGGGGCUUCCACAUGUUUUUAAUGGGCAGUGAGCGGCCCUCCCGCCUCUGUCUGGCCUCCUCCAGAUCCUCUGCUCCCAGGCCUUGCUCCCUUCUUCUCCAGCUCUUUUGCCUGGCUGGGAUGUGUCAUGGAGCUGCAGUAAUGGCUCUUGCCUGCCUGAAGGGAGAGAUGUAGGAGCAGAAACGGUUGACCUUUGUGUAACUGAAACGACAUAAAGAUGGGAGUCACAUCCGCUGCCCCACCCAGGGAGAUGCCUAUGAAGAAAUGCAGCCUUCAGGCUGACAAUGCCCCCCCCCCGGCCACUCCUUUCAAUGUCAUAUUUAGGGUUUCAACCGCCUUGACCGGUUGAGGAAGCCUAUUAAGAUGGACACAUUUCUAUUUUUUGUUUUGAAGAAUUUAUAAACUGCUUGAUUAAAAACAAACCAAUCCCUAAGUAGUGCGCAUAAAACAAUUAAUAAUAUACAAAUAAAACCAGCAAAGUUUUAAAUAUUCAAAACUAAUUUUAUGUCUGGAUAGGCAUGCUGAAUGUUUUUUUUUAAGCAGUUUUCUGAAGCAGUACAAGGCGAGUUUCUGCCUAGUGUUUAUAGGCAGGGAGUUCCAAAGCACAGGUAGCUGCCACAAAACAAGACAGACACGCAGAUGCAGAACAAAUAUCAUGUCGCACUUGUAAAAGUGCACAAUCUGCAGAUCAAAGCGGUUGAAUGGGUUUGUAGCGGGCAAGGUCCCAAGCUGUUAAGGGCUUUAUAUACUGAUAAUAAGACCUUGAAUUUUGUCUGGUAGCAAAUCAGCAGCCAGUGCAGAUCUUUGAGCAGAGGCAUCAUGUGCUAGCAGGAUCUCACUCUUGUUAGCAAGAUGGUCACACACUGUGUUUUAACAUAGGGAGCUGCAACAGGUCCUUCAUCUGGCAAGGUGAGUUCUGGUUGAGCCAUCUGUCACUCAUCCUUCCACUCAUCCUUCAGGCAGCAGACACCUGAAAACAUUUAAAGUGGUGCCUGCACGUUAUUUAUUUUAUUUUUAUGUGUAAACUGCCCUUCAACUUGAAGGUUCCCAGGGCAGUUACAACAUUUGAUUAAAAUAUAAUACAACAGACAUAGCUUUCAAAAACCACAGAAUCAAUAAACAUCCUCUACUUCCUAACACAAUCAUAGAAUACCACAGUAAGGCAGCAGCAAAGGAAUCGGUCCUUAAACCAGCUAGGUCCAUAGGUCUGAACCAGCAAGCGCUUCUCCCAUAGAUUUGUAGUGGUAGACUAGCAUAGAUGAUCUGAUCUGUGAGUUUACUUCGGGCCAUAGCUGUCAACUUACAGAUUUGAAAAUAAGGGACCAGCAGCCAAAAUAAGGGACCUGCAGCCUCACCUGUUCCAGGCACUCCAGUCUUCCUGUCCUCCUGCUGUCUGGUCAAACUCAUGCUGGUAGCUUCGAGAACACUGCCCAACCAACUUUGUAACCAGAGGUUCAACUGAAUAGAAUCUGAAUCACAUGCACCACAAGGCCUAUGCAGCCUCAACUUAAGAUGGCUCCCCGGCCUGGCUUUGCACUGCAAAGUUUGCAGCAGCACGUGCAACAAAAUGGCAUCCAGCAUUCAAAAACCCCCUCAGCUUGCAUUAACUAGCCACACACAAGGCAUGCAAGCUCCACCCCCCAGUCGUUCUUAGACUUAUUGGGUGAGCAACACAGCCUAGCAACACAGUUGGAGCCUCCCUCCUCCCUGGCCGGCAGGGAGGGAGGGAGAGGAGCUGCUUCCUUUGAAAUUUAAGGGACAUUUAAGGGACAUCCAUCAAUAAGGGACAGCAGCGGGACAUGGCGCUGGAAUAAGGGACUGUCCCUUCAAAUAAGGGACACUUGACAGCUAUGCUUCGGGCACUAUUCCCCCCCCUUCCUCCCACCCCGCUUGAUGGAACUGAGAGCUGCAGAUGGAGCACGAGAGAAAAGAUACAGAAGUGCAGCAGCAUCUUCAUAGCUUGGACUUCAUUUUGCGCUAAAAGUGGUUGCUGCUUGUAGUUAUUUAAUGGCAGCGUUUCAUCAGCUGGUGUCUUGAGCAGCAACCUCUGGAAACGAAGGGCUAAAAACCGGCGCUGCUCUCCCAAAUUAUCUGGUCCCUUUUCACUUCGUAUUUCAGCUGGUUGACUAAAAUCCCUUAUUUUGGCUGCUGAUCCCUUAUUUUCGAGGCUGCUGGUCCCAUAUUUUCAAAUCUGUAAGUUGACAGCUAUGCAUAAUUCGCACUUUCUGAAACAAUACAUGAACCAAAAGGCAGUCAGCCUUCUCUGAAUCUUGCAAUGCCAUUUUCCAGCCACGUAAUGUUGUGUAUGCUAAGGUAAGUGUGCAUUAAAAUGCAUGCAUUGAUGAAAGUAACAUUGAUGAUGUAAUGCAGAAAUUCAUUACAUUAGGGAAAAUGUUAUUUGCCAAAGUGUAUAAAUUAUGCAAAAUUGCAUACAAAAAUGUGUAUGUUGGAAAUUCACAGUAAAAGGCUGAUGAGGACUUAAAAACAAAUGAUGCGGGAAUGCAGAGAACUGAACAUAAGAUUGAAAAAAUGAGAAAUUGACAGAGACGGCAACUGAUUGAUUCACCCACCCCUUGUGGAGACUUGGUUCAUUGCGGUCUUAGCCCCUGGGCUGUUGCCGGCAAGGUCUAUCUGCCCCCCCCCCCCCGCAUAAACAGCCGUGGCAUGCUCAGGGAUGUGUCAGCCCAGCAUCCUCUCCUGGGAGGUUGUGCUUUCAUGCAAACUUCCCAGCCUCAGCUGCAAAAUAUAUGAAUCAGGUCUUGUGGCUGUGAACUUCCUGCCUGGUUCUCCGGGUGCUUUUGCUUGUCUUCUGCCUCCCCCACCAAAGCCUCCUGGGCCAGCACUGCUCUCCCCCCCCCCCUUUCCUGCUUCUUGAUGAGAAGGAAGCAAUAUGGUGUGGCCUACGGCACCAAAUGUCUGGCGCUGACAAUUGCUUGCGUUUCUGGGGACCUCCCUUCCUCUCCUAGAUCUAGGAGCCACUCCCACCCUGUAAUGAGCCCUCUCUUGCUCCUCAAGGCAAAGUGACCUCCUGCUUUUUUGCUGUCUCUCUAAAUUGUUGCUCCAUAGUGGUGGCAGUUAAGGGACGCAGGUGGCGCUGUGGGUUAAACCACAGAGCCUAGGACUUGCCGAUCAGAAAGUCGGCGGUUCGAAUCCCCGCGACGGGGUGAGCUCCCGUUGCUCAGUCCCUGCUCCUGCCAACCUAGCAGUUCGAAAGCACAUCAAAGUGCAAGUAGAUAAACGGGUACCGCUCUGGCGGGAAGGUAAACAGCGUUUCCAUGCGCUGCUCUGGUUUGCCAGAAGCGGCUUAGUCAUGCUGGCCACAUGACCCGGAAGCUGUACACCAGCUCACUCGGCCAAUAAAGUGAGAUGAGCGCCGCAACCCCAGAGUCGGCCACGACUGGACCUAAUGGUCAGGGGUCCCUUUACCUUUACCUAGUGGUGGCAGUUAUGCCCAUUUUCUGCCUCAUUCUAGCUGAUAAACACACACUGCCAUUGCUGCUUCUCCAUCCCUUGUUGUUGUUGUUUAGUCGUUUAGUCAUGUCCAACUCUUCGUGACCCCAUGGACCAGAGCACGCCAGGCACUCCUGUCUUCCACUGCCUCCCACAGUUUGGUCAGACCCAUGGUGGUAGCUUCAAGAACACCGUCCAACCAUCUCGUCCUCUGUCGUCCCCUUCUCCUUGUGCCCUCCAUCUUUCCUAUCUUUCCCAAUAUCAGGGUCUUUUCCAGGAAGUCUUCUCUUCUCAUGAGGUGGCCAAAGUAUUGGAACCUCAGCUUCAGGAUCUGUCCUUCCAGUGAGCACUCGGGUCUGAUUUCCUUCAGAAUGGAUACGUUUGAUCUUCUGGCAGUCCAUGGGACUCUCAAGAGUCUCCUCCAGCACCAGAAUUCAAAAGCAUCAAUUCUUCGGUGAUCAGCCUUCUUUAUGGUCCAGCUCUCACUUCCAUACAUCACUACUGGGAAAACCACAGCUUUAACUAUACGGACCUUUGUCGAUGACGUAACAUCUCUGCCUUUUGAGAUGCUGUCUAGGUUUGUCAUCGCUUUUCUCCCAAGAAGCAGGCGUCUUUAAUUUCGUGACUGCUGUCACCAUCUGCAGUGAUCAUGGACUUCUCCAUCCCUGGAAGUCCAUAAACCUUCAAGCAGCAGGUCACAAUCUGGCUGGCUGUCUUCUGAAGAAAGACAAAGAGGUCAGUGGAAAGAGGAGAGAGAGAGAAAUAUGUACAGUGUACCUCUGGUUGCAAACGGGAUCCGUUCCGGAGGCCCGUUCGCAACAUGAAAAGAACGCAACCCACAGCGGCGCGUCUGUCCACGCUUGGGUUGCAAUUCGCCGCUUCUGUGCAUGAAAGACUUGUGGCCAAAUUGGAAGUUGCAUGGAAGUUUCGGGGCUCCUGCUUCCACUUCCUUGUUAAGGAAGGAAAACCACAUUGCAGUAGGAUGUUUUCCUCUCUGUGGCUUCAGGAAGAGGAGAUUAGCAUUUGGGAAUUGUGGGAAUGUCAGAUAAUUCUGUCAAAAACAGACAUGGAAGUGGAAUUGCAGUGUUGAUGCUCUGGCAAGGUAAACCCACCAGAGGGUACAUUGCCAAACUUGGAGCUCUGCAUGACGUCUGGUGUGGACCUUGGGCUAUGCAGGGAGCAGAAGCAGGGCUAGAGGGCCUCUUGGGACUGGUUCACAUGUGUGAACCAAUCUGGAUAACCUAAAUAUCAGAAGAGCAUUUAAUUCAUUAGUCUACAGAGCAUAACAUGCAUGCUCAUCACUUGAUCGCAAGUGGUCACUUGCAUGUGAGAACCGGCUCUUGCUUGCUCCAUCUGGCAUGGCCGUCUUCCCAGCAGGCCAAGCAUCAUACAGCUGUGCUGGCAGGAGUUCAAAGUAAGUGUAGCCCAAAACAUCUGGAGGGCACCUGGUUGGGGAAGAGAAAUCUAGCAGUGAAAAUGAAGGCAUGCAACAACAUAUUUUAUUGGGCUCCACUUACUCAGCCUAGAUGUGUGCUGCUGGGAAUAUGCUACUAUUAUUACAUAUUUAGCAGUUAUGAUUGUAAUUAUUUUAAUUAAUAGCCAUUCCAGGUUAGCCCUUUCUAGUCGGCUUUGCUGUCACAUUCUUUGUCAUAAAAAUCUAGGGUCACCAUUGUUCACUUUGUUGCAGUUGGGAUUCCAGGUUAGGAGAAAACAUGCCCAAGCAAAGCACAGGCAAUAAACCAUCAACCUGACUGUGAGGGACAGAGCAAAAGAAAAGUUGGAUUUAUAACUUUUAUUAUCACCUGGAGAGCAUCACUGCAGCUGCUGUUACUGCUCCUCCAGGUGUCUGACAUGGUUAGAUCUGCAACUUGCUCUGCGCCCUUCUCUGCUUAGAGCUCCUUUCCUUGUCAGGCACUUGUGGUUGGCAAGGAGGAACCUGCAGGCUGGGGGGGAGGCGGGCGGGGGGCGGAAGUGAGGUCUGUGACAGGAAGGCAAAUGUCGGUCGCAUCAUGUGGUCUAGGAAGGAACCAACUGUUUUUCAGUCUUCAAGUUCCCCUUCUGGAGGGUGACUGUGCAGGAGAGGAACAGGGCUUUGGGGUGUGCUGAAUCUUUGGAGACAAUUGCUGCACCUCAGUUUGGGGGUUGUAGAGGUAGGUCCAGGAUUUGAGGUCUCCUGAACAGAGCCGGGGCUGCAAUUGCUUGGAGAAUUGUGUGGUUUGGGGGUUCUAGCCCUGACAAAAAAAUUGGGAAGCCCACUUCUAGGGUCCUUGAGUUGACAUUAUGGACUGUGUUUCUCUGUGAGGGAAAUUGCAAGGUGCUGGAGAAAAUAAUAUCUGAGGUAGAGGUAUCUGAGGUAUUUGGGGGGGAAGAUUCCAGCUGAACUGUUGGAGAAUAUUCGUAUGUAAUUUCAGCCCCCAUGAACAGAGUGGAGAACUUAGGGAACAACUGUUGAUGAAAUUUUAUUAUUCAAAUGUAAUUGGCGGCAGCAGUGGGCUUGUCCCCUACUCCUUCCAGUCUUCUCCUCCUCCAGUGAGAAGGCCCAUUGCUUCAUUCAUCUACCUGUAUGACCACCAACAAUAUAGAGGCAUCCUCCCACUUACUUGGGCCCCCACAUGCAUAAAUGAAAAUUGUGUAAGUGGGGGAGCACCCUCUAAAAAGCUUCUAAACGCCUGUUUUUUCCUGCUCCCCCACUCUCCACACAACUUUUUCUUUAACUAGAGUUGAAGCUCUGGGGCCUCCUGGAGGAUGUGCGGAAAGGUGGCUGCUGCUGCCCUACCGCCUGCAUCGGCUGCUAGGCAGGGAGGCUGAGCAGCCUUAACAAAGCCCCACUGGACCUCGUGUCUCUUUGGGGCUUCCUCCGUCCUCACUGAUGUCCUCCUUGGGCCCUGGGGAGGGUUUCCUCACAAACCACAAGGACUCUCUAGCUCUCUCCUGCCAUUUCCUCAUAUGAUUUUAUUUAUUUAUUUAUUUAUUUAUUUAUUUAUUUCCCAGUGCUGUGCAUGCAAGUGGUCACACACAAGUCAAUCACACAUAUGGGGGGGGGGGUUGUGCCUGUGCAGUUUAACUUGAUAGUAGCCAAGCUGAAAUUUCUCAAAAGGGAACUUACUUAGACUUUCCUCUCUCUCUAAUAUUUGUUAUGUUUCUUUUGAGAAGGCUCUUUCUGCUAGUUGUUAGCAUGGUCACCCUGCUUGCAAAUUUAAGGCCGCUUUUGACACUCUCCACUGGCUAGUUUCACUCAUGGCGGUUUUGCUUGCAUGAGCUGGGAGUUUGCUGGAUCCAGUCACUGCUGCAUCACCUUUAGGUUUCCAGGAAGCUGCUGUGCCUGAUAUUGGUGGUUCCCCAGCCUUAAAAAGAAAAGCCACGUUGCACACAUGAACCAGAUGCCUCAUGGUUCACUCCAGUAGCUGCCUAGCAAGAGCUGCAGAGCAGGGAGGAAGAAGGAACUCGGGGCUAUUUCGUUGCCUCUGUGGAAAGAAUAGCUGCCUUUGACCCUCUCUCAGCUGUCAACUUGCAGCAGCCAUUCCCCUGCUUCCACCCCAGCUGGUCACUUACUGGUCAUUGUAACUGGUGCCUGUGGUUGCUUUCUUCAUCCUCCCUCUGCAUCUUUUUGCUUAGGUGUGAUGUGUUUUAGACUGUAAGCCUGAGGACAGAAAAUGUCUUACUUCUGGUCUUCAUAUGCUGCUCUGAGAGCCUCUUCAACUAAAGAGCAGAAUAAAAAAUAAAAAAGCUUUACAUGACCAACUAAUAAAUGAAUGAAUAGAGUUGUCCUGGUAAUUGGGGAGGAAGAGGCAGAGCAUCUGCUUAGCAUGUGGAGCACCCCAGGUUCAGUCCCCAGCAUCUCCAGGACGGGGUGGAAGGAAGCCUUGCCUGAAAGAGCUGCUGCCAGUUGCUGUGGACAACACUGCACUCGACUCGGCGGCACAAGGCAGCGUCCUCUGCUUCCGGGGCCAAGAGCACUUCCUCAUCUUCUCCCUCCUGGAACGCACAGCCAUUCCUUCCUAUUAUCCACCAACAUUCCCAUCACCCUCUCUUGACAGAAUUCUUAUCCUUUGCUUUUCAGGCCCACAGGGUCUGCUGGUGGAACUGCCAUGGCGGUGAAUGUGAAUCUCAUGGGUCCUGCUCCAUGGGGCUUCCGCAUCACAGGGGGACGGGACUUCAGGAAGCCCAUCAUAGUAUCUAAGGUAGGUACCCUGUCUCCUGUUUCUCCCACUGGCUGCCCAUAUAGUGCAGCAGAGCUCCCCUUCUGGCCUGUGGGCCACAUGAUGGAUGUUGCUGAUGGGGUAGGCAGUUCUGCAUGGAAAAUGACCUGCUGCUUCUUAUACUGCUGUCUUGUACUCUGGAAAGUCAGACAGCGAGAGAUCCACACACAGCAAGGAAACGUAAAGUGUGUAUAGCAAUGAAACUUAACUCCCACACCGCCCUCUGCUAACCAGGUAAGAUUGUCUGCUGUUCCUUACUUGGAACCUUCAAUCAAGAAGGGAAAAGGGGGCCCCUGCAUAAAAAGGUUGCCGUGUGGAAAACCCUGGUCAGGGUUCCAGUCACUCCAUUCCAUUUUCCGUCUUCUCUAGUUUUCUGUUUCAUUGCCCUCCCUCAGUUAGCCAGCAUUUUGUACCUGCUGAGCCUGCUCAGUCCUCGUGUUUCAUUUUCUUAAACAAUCCACAAAACAUAAGCAUCCUCCCGGGUUUUAUACAUCUCCCGCCAAGGAACAUGUACAAGGAACAUUACAUUAGGGAAAACUGUUUUGGAAAAUGGGGUAUACUAAUAAAAACGGCAUACAAAAAUAUGUUUAUUAGGAUAAAUUCACAUUAAUAUGUUGAUUAAUUUUCAUGGGGGUAUUUUUUUUUAACGUGCAGAUUGCUGCAGAAAUGUGGAGAGCUGAAUUUAAGUUUUAAAAAAUUAGAAAUUGAGAGAAACCAAAAUUAACAGGUUUGUCCAUCCCUUUUGGUGCCCUGUCCCACUUAUUUUAAAAUCUUGUCUUUCUUGAUUGAUUUCCAUUGCCAGUCCCCAGUUCCAUCCCUAGGGACAUUUAAAAACACCUUCUGAGUGUGAGACAGGAAAGGACCCAACCAAACUCGGUUUUCACGGAGCUUGUCUCUUCCUCAGUCUUCCGUUUCCAGCCACUCUCUUCCUCUGCCCUCCCACCUGGUUGUCAGUUUUCCCCUUUCAAUAGCUGUUCAGAAUUCUGUGGGCCCUGAGUGUUUUCCCAAGUGCACAGUGGUGCCGCCUUGGCUGCACAAGUAUGAGCACUCAAAACAUUGGAGGCAGAAUUAUAGAGAUGGGAUGCUAACUGGAAUGGGCUGCUAAAGAGAGGAAGAUGAGCAGGUGUGCUGUGUGUGACAUGAAGACAGUCACAAAACUCUGAUGUGGACGAGACUUAAUCUGUGGGCCACACAGGUGAGAUGCACUUGACUAUAUUGUAGCUGGAAGCUUCAGCAGGUACUUGCACAAGGAGGCACAGUGCAUUAACUCAAACAAAAAGGGUUUGAAUCCGCGUGCCAGGGUGAGCUCCUGUUGCUCUGUCCCAGUUCCUGCCAACCUAGCAGUUCAAAAGCACACCAGCGCAAGUAGAUAAAUAGGUACCGCUGUGGCGGGAAGGUAAACAGCAUUUCCAUGCACUCAGACUUCCAUCACUGUAUUCUGUUGCACCAGAAGCGGGUUAGUCAUGCUGGCCACAGGACCCAGAAAGCUGUCUGUGGAGAAACGCUGGCUCCCUCAGCCCGAAAAGCAAGGUGAGCGCUGCACCCCAUAGUCGCCUUUGACUGGGCUUAACUGUCCAGGGGUCCCUUACCUUUACCUUUACCAUUGCCUCAAACUAAAUAGGCUCUGUUUUGCUGAACAACUUGCUGGGUGCUCUGAGUGGAAUUUCCUGUGGAAAAGUGGGAGUGAAGAGAUUGGUUGGCCCGGCUGUUCCUGCAUUGAAUGUCUUUGGGGUUUUGCAGGACAUCCUGGAAUGCUGAGCAUAUUAUUUUUUUAAUGUGCUGCUUGGGGCAGAAGGUUUAAAAGGAAGCUGCCCCUUUUUCUGGGCUGGGCACUGAGCCAAGUGUGACCCUUCAGUUUAUAAUGAGGAGAACAGAUCCUGUUUACCAUUUCUUCAAGGAACCAACUCCCUGGGAACAGACUGUAAGUCUAUGGUGCUGCACAUGGAGACUGUAAGCAGCAGGAGUCUAAUAUACUUCUUCCUUACUCCCCUCUCCAGGGCUGGGCAAGGGAAUAUCCCUGCUCCCUCCCCCCCCCGGUUGGCACAAAAGGAAGCAGAAGGUGUUCUGCCCAUGCUGUUUGCCCCAUUGCUGGGCAGAUUGAAAUCAGAGUGGAAUCUCUUCCAAAGCAUUGCUAUGGAAGUGUAAAUUUCUUAAAAUAAAAAAAUAAACAGUGCCAGAAUCUGUUAAAGGCACAGAAGCAGCAGCCUUGGUGAGUAAGGUGGCCACUUGCCCCAAAUACAGGAAAUAUGUAAUAAAAAAGAGAGCAAAAGGCGACAUAAAUCUGAAUAAAAUGUCACAUGCUGAUUUACAUGUGAAGAUGCAGAUGUAGAAACAAUUGCCGUAAUUGAACGUAAAAAAUGCAAAGCCUUUCCUCAUAGUGGGGGAAACUGUGACCAGGUGACCUGCGUGGCUGCUCCGUCUCCUGUCCAGGCGCUGACUCUGGGUGGGCAACUUCCAGACGCUCCCCCCUCCUUUGGGUUCUUUGUCUUUAACUUGGACUUGGACUGGGUGGCCUUUCCUGAGCUCCUUCACUUAGACGGCUGCCCUCUGUAAAGGCUGAAGCUGAGAAGGUCUGGUCAGUGUCUCUGUGGGCUGAGGACCCUAGAUGCUGCCUUGUGUUCUGUGGAAGAAAUGUAGGCUGUCAUUAGAUUUGCUGCAAUGGUUGUGUGGGUUAAUCAUUGGGGGCCAGGCCACCCCAACACAGGCUUUUCUGUUGGAGAUGUUAGGGACUUGUUUAUGUGAUCUGGGCUGCCUGAGAUAGUUUCAGAGGUUGCUAUUAUCCUAAAUCAGCAACCGCCUGUUUGCAUUGCCAAGGAGGUUUUUGAGUGAUUCAGCCUCACCCCUUGGGUGGUCAUUGUGUGAGCAGGGAAUUCUGUAUUCCGCCCACCAGGUGUGCAUAAAGAGAACCUCACUUUUGCUUAUAGCCUUUCACGAUGAUUUAUCUUGGAGAAUUUGAGCAAGGUGAGUCAAGGGCCACACGUUUUCAUUAGCAAGUCUUUCCUCACCUCCUGUUCGCUGGUGCCUGUGGACUUUGCAUUUGUAAAUGAAUUGGAGUCUGAAGUGAGUUAAGACUGACUUGUUCCAGAAUUGCAGUCUGGUGUCUAGGGAUCCAUGUUAAGGAAUAGAGCCGCCCAGUAUUAAUUCUGGAGAGAGAUCUCCUCCUGCUCCCUUGGGUUACCAGGUGAACACCUUUGCCUUGGCAACAGCCUUAUUCGUUCACUCAGUUAUAGACAAAAUAUUAAUUGCCAGCUUUCUGAGAAGAGAAAGUCAUAAGGUGAGCAAACCUGUGAUCAGACACUUGACUGCUGAUGGUGGCUAGAGAGUGGUCACUGUUUUACUGCAAAAACAAAACUAGAAUAAGAGUCACAGAUGUUGUAAGGGAUAAGGGUGUUGUUGUUUUGGUCUCUUUACUAGCAUUUCAACAGCAUCACAUGUCACAAUAAUGCAUUGUUAACAUCCAGAUGUUUCCAGAAUACAGGACAAAAGAAACAUUCAGUAUUUAUGUAGCUGCCUUGAGCGCUAUUUUGAAAUGGAACAGUAUGCUAUAAAUUAUUGUAAUAAACUGCAGUGUUUAAGGGAAUCUUUAACAGAAACUAUCACUGGAGUACAAAGAUGGUUAAAAUAUUGCAAGACACUUACAGAAUCAUGGAACUGUAGAGUUGGAAGGAACCCCAAGGCCAUCUAGUCCAACCUCCUGCAAUGCAGGAAUCACAGCUCAAGCAUCCCUGACAGAUGGCCAUCCGAACUCCAAGGAAGGAGAGUCCACUGCCUUCAUGAGGUAGCCAGUUCCAUUUUUGAACAGCUCUUACCAGCAGAAAGUUCUUCCUAAUGUUUAGUUGGAAUCUCCUUGUAAUUUGAGUUACAUUCAGAUUAUAUCAUUGUUUCCAAUACAUCAAUUGAUAAAGAGCAACUCCGACAUUGCUCAAAAUUUUUGUGUGAUCUCCUUCCUUCUUUUAAUUAUAUACUUUCUUUAAGCCUCCCCAUUUCUGCAAUUUUUCAAAUGUUGCAAAACCAAUCUGUAGCCCAGCAUGAGAAAGACCAUCAGCAGAUGCUGUUUAUUGGAUAUCCAAUUCUUCAUGGCUGUCAAAUGCUUUUAUAUAAGGAGUGUGACACUUCUUAGUCUUUAGAAUUAUCCAUCACACUCCAAUAAUGUAAGUUUAAGAUUGAAGGGAUGUUGUAAUUCAACAAUCAACCUCAUUGCAUGAACAAUUCUUUCCGUCCCCCUCCCCUGGUAGGCACACAUUUCUGGACACGUGGAUUUUGCUGUGCCAUGUAAUGGAGUGAUUUAAAGUAGGGUGAAAGUGCUUUUAAAAUAAUAAGAAAGGCAUUUUACAAAGUGACCGGCAUUAUGGAGAUUGCUCUCUGGAUGAAUUUAGAAAUUGGCACUUCUCCGAAAAGCAGUGGGCCUUGUUAAAAAAUACUGGUUGUUUUGCCAGUUUUGUAUUUUGCUCUUUGUGGUCUUCAUGGCAGUAACUUGCUUAGUCCAUAAUAAGAUGUUCUAGCAUAAAUGCACAGUGACUUAGUUUCUUUCCCCAAAUUGUCAAAUGCACAUGGUGAAGCAGAGCCAAACAUUUCAAAAGGCCAUGUCACAAUACGCUUAUUAGCCUUUAUGGUGCAACAGGAAUCUUUCAAUGUUUUUGCUACAGCAGAUUUAACUCUGUUACUCUUCUGGAAUGUUUUCAGUCAGGUUUAAUUAACUUUUUUCUAUUAAGCAUAACACAUUGCAAAUCCACUUUUAAUCUUUAAGAUGGGCGGGUGCAGAGACUCUUAAUAGGGGUUAAUUUAGCCCAUGUUAUUAACUAAUCCAGACAAAUCCUUUGUGCAGACGUUUGUUUGGCUAUGGGGAUAGAGCCAGGGGAAGCCAACUGUCCAAACUCCAUAGCACUUUGAGAUUUUAUUAUAUUAAGCAGUCUAACAUGUUAAAUAAAUAAAGGAGCUGGUGGGAUAGAAUGUCUGCUAUUCAUCUGCCUUCGUCUUGAUGCACAGUUGGGCAUGGCUUGUUCCCAGGAGUCACAUUUCAGCUUGAUGUGUCUCUGCCUUUCUCAUUCUUCAUGCAGGUGACUGAGCAUGGCAAAGCAGCUCUAGGUGACCUUCGUCCUGGUGAUGUCAUAAUCUCCAUCAAUGGAGAGAGCACUUCCGAGAUGCUCAAUGUGGAAGCACAGAACAAGAUUAAGCAGAGCUCUGGGCAGCUGCAGCUGCAGGUGGACAGGUAAGGUUGCCUGUAGCAAGGGCCGAAUUAACCAUAAGCAAUUGCGCCAGAGGUUCCUGGCCCCCUAGUUUUGGGGAGCCAAAUCAGAGCAUCCAUUCUUUCACUGUGCCUUUAAUGAUGUCAUCAGUGAAAGUAAAAUAAAGGAAUACUGAAAGGCACAAAACUGGAAUGAGCAAUGUCAAUAAUCAGACAUAAGAACAUUUUAGUGCUUUUUUCCUGGACGGACAGUUGCAGUCCUUCUCUCCAUUUCCAUUUGGGUUGUGGACAAAUAGGGCUGCCAUUCUGCAAUCCUGCUGCUUUGGGAAGUUCUAGCAACUGCUCUCCUGUCUUGAGGGGGACAAGAACUGCUGUUUUAGGAGCUGGGGAGGAUGCUUUUAGCUCUUAGUUUCAGCUGCAGUGGGUUGUCCUUUCUUUUCUGUGUCAGUUAACAAAAGGCAAGUAUGGUGCUCUCUACCAAUUGCUUGGUUCUCCCACAAAUGCCAUUUAAUUUCAUAAAAUUCAAGAUAUAGAUCCGUGGUUGCUGAGCAAAGGCCCAUGGAUGUUCCUGCAUUCAAAGUGAGGGGCCUUAUUUAAAAGGAAGGAGGAGGAAUACAUCCUGUCAAGAGCGACUUACUGUAAACAGAAGCUGGAGUAGAGAGUGGAGUGUUGCUCUCUGGGUAACUUGCAGAAGAUUGGAAUUGGAACACCUAAAAAGUUUGCCACCUCCACUGCUGAAUUUGACUGCUAAAACACUUGGGGGGAACCAGCUGUGAUUUUUGGGGUGUUACUGUGAGCUCAGUUCUGGUUUUGAAAACAAACUCUUGUGCUGGACAUGUGCUCAGAUGCACCCUCUUCCGUAAUCCAAAAUGAAUCUCUUCCACCCUACAGUUUCGCAUCUGGAUCUGGUUGGCAGAUUCAUGAGAUGCUAGUAAAAAAAAAAAAAAAAAAAAAGAGCAAAAGCAAAUCAAAUCAAAACAACAACAAUUUAGGCUAUGCAAGGCUGACAUCUGCCCACUCUUGAGAUAAAGACGCGAAGUGACGAGUGGACCGGUUGCACCAGGAAUAGGAAUGGACUGUGUCUGUCCAAAGUGGGAACUGUGAGGCUACUGCCUGUGGCCUCCAUUAUGGGAAGCGCCCUCAGGUUCCUGGCCAUUGGUUCACGUUCUGCUGUGGGUUAAAGGCUUGGGAGGUGGGCAGGGCCUCCUUGGAUUAACUCCUGGAGGCUUCUGUUAAUGUUGAAAAAGAGCAGUAAGAAGUAACCCAGUCCCAGUUCUCAGGCCAGUUAAUGCAAACAAACUGGGGUGACAGACAGGGUGCUAGGACUUUUUACAUUUUAAGAACACUCUUAAAGAAGUGUAUAUUAAAACCUAUGAGCAUUUGGGUGUUUGCUGUUUUGUGUUAUUGUGACAUUUCCCUUCUCCCAGCAAGGUCUGUCCUUAGGAGCCCACUCUGGGCCUGCUUGUCAUACGUGGGGACUGCAGGGGUCAGACACUCUGAAAUGGUGCACCCAGCCAUCUCCUUGGCUGUACCCUGGAAGGUGCAGGGGAAAGCAGCUAAAAUCCCUGAACUUUUGUGUACAUAGGGCAUGAGGUCUGUUCUGAAUACAGCUUGUGGGUUAUAAGGACAGAGCCAGGGGCUGGCUGGCUGGAGUUGACUGACUAUUGGUUUCCCUUGCGCAGUGUUCAGGAGCUGUAUUUUUUGGCUCUGAGAGCAUGCUAGUGGUUUGCAAAGCAGCACAAAGCUAAGCUGGGGCGGAUUAGCUGGGAAGAGAAGCAGCUUGGGCAGUUGUUUUCCUGCUGCCCAGGUCUGACUGGUUCUAGAGCCUGGGGCUGUUCUUGGGGAGUAGGGGGGAAGGGGCAGUGCUUGUCUGUAUAUUCUGUGCCAAAGGGAACUUGGGAGGUGUAGCUUGGUAAGCCCUGCAGAUGAGGGGUGUCCUGUGUGAGGGGGUCAAAACCAACUUCUUGGUGCUGCUCUGGUUCUGCUUUAUUUAUACCGGUGUGUCUACUCUACAUGCACAGAUUCUGUGGCCAAGGAAGAUCAAAUUCUACCAUAAGAAUUAUGACAGAAACCUAAUCUGCACAAUGCAUGUUUAUUGCAGUGUAUUGUUAUUUUAUUGUUAUGUUUUUGUAGAAUUAAGAUGGAUUUUGAUUAAGCACAGGCCUGGCAGAUGCCAAGGCAAGAGAAAAGGCUUUUGAGGAGGGGAGUGAGGCAGCUGAGGCAUGAGAACAGAAAGUUGGCUUAGAGGGGGGAGGAGGAAUAAAAAAAGCCUUACUCUUAGGUAGCUGAAAUAUUUGCCUGAAAUUUGCUCUGCUUUUGAGCCUCAAGUUUCAAAGUACUUUCAAAAUUUCUUUUGUCUGCCGAAAGGACUAGAAAGCCUGCCAAGAACGGUUCCCAGUGUAGUGUGUGUGUGAUCAUUUCUUCCAAUGGGAGGUGGGAGAAAUCCUAAAAAACUAACUUGCUUUUGUAUGAGUACAUUUUAAACAACCCCAUUGACUAGCACCAAUGGUGGGCUCAAAAAAUAACAGCCCAGCAGUCUAGUCUUACUUUUCCUGCUGCGCCUGGCAUCCAGCUAUCAAAGCUGGCAAAUUAAAACUCCUUGGUGCAGUGAGAGGGAGCAACCGAGCGCAGAGGACUUUUUGGGCAAUGGGAGAGAGCUUGUCUCACCGCCAGGGUGGGGCAGGCCCUUCUGGGAUUCUGUUGUUGGGCAAAGCAUGCUACAGAGCACAGGACAGAUGUGUGUGGAAAACCUCAGCCCACUGGCACUCUCCUUGCUAAUCCUGAAUGUCCCUUUUCAAACUCUUAAUGGUGGCAAUUGAUACUUGUUUUGGAAGAAGGUUUACAAAAACAAAAAAAGCUCUGUGUUUGCAAACAGAUUCUCCUCCUUUCAAAGGGCCUGUGAAAGUGAAGUAAGCCAGAAUAACUCUGCUUCAAGGCGUGUUGAAGAUGCACCUCCCACUGGGUCCGGUGCUGGAGUUUUCCUGUGCCCUGUUGCAUAAGCCCAGCUGGGUCUGUAAUAAUCCCACAUGAGCCUGCAUGUGACUGCAAAGCUAGUGAGCUGUGAAGUAGCCUUUGGGGCACUGCACAUGUGGGCAAGGCUGGCAGUAUUGCCCAGGGCGGGGAAACGGGUAGCAAUCUCCUAGUCUCCGAUGAGUCAGACUCUGUGACAGACGAAACCUGGCCUUGUCUUGGGGGUGGGGAGAGGGAUGGAGGGGAAGAAGCAGACUGUUGCAUUGUGUAAAGCCAUUUGACAACAGGCCGCUGUCCAGGGUGUGGUCUUCUAGUGGCAUGACUCAGAUAUUCUCUUUCCCCACCCAGUGCUGGCCGAUACUGGAGUUUGGCCCGCAGCCUCCGGUGCAGCACAGCUGAGUUCAGUUCAUGAGGGAGUCCUGGAGUGCGUGGGGGUGGGGGCAGUGGCUGCGGAGCGGGGUACAGCCCUAGCUCAGGUUCCUCGAGUUCCUUUCUGGUGCCCGAUCUGCGCUAUCCACUUAAAGCGGUAUUGCACCGCUUUGCAUAAUUGUGGCUUCUGCCAAAGAAUCAUGGGAACUGUAGUUUGCUAUGAGUUGUAAGAGUUGCUAGGAGACCCCUCCCGCCCCCCAGCUACAAUUUGCAGAAUGGUUUAACAAUCAAUCUCCUUCACAGGGAACUCAGGAAAUUGUACCUCCGUGAAGGAAUAGGGGUCUCCUCCUAACAACUCUCAGCAUCCUUUACAUGGCUUAAAGCGGUAUAAUUGUGCUUUCAUUAUGCCAUGCAGGUGGUGCCUGGCAGCUGGGGUUCAACCUGAACUGUCCCACUCAACACCCGCAGUGUGAGCCUUGACAUGGCCUUGUCACGCCUCUCCUAGCUUGCAGGCUCUGGCUUGUAGGCUCACAGUGCUGUGGCAUGCGCACAUGAGUGUUCUGCAGACCAGCUGGGCAGGGUACAGCGACAUGCCUUUCUGCACCACUUGGCCACUUGGUCAGUCUUCUGCCUCACUGCUGGGUCCCCUUUCCUUGUUUCUUCUGCUUUUGACAUGCAACGGAUGCUAGAUGAGAGUUGGAAAGUCUUAAUGUAUCUUGGCACCACCCCAAAACCGACAAACUGAACUGAAGGAGCUUCAGGAGGCAGCAUUCCUCUCAUUCCGGGGCCUUCGGCUCAUCUUUUUCUCUUCCUCCUCCACCCUCUCUGGAGCAGGAUGCUUCUCCCCUGCCCCCACCCUACAGUUGUCCUGGGGCGCUUGGAGCUCUUUGAGUUAGCUGAGUGCUGGGUGCCUUUUUGUCUCUCUUUCUCUGAAGUAGCAAACAUUGAGGUCCAUGUCAGAAACCUCAGUUGGAAGUGACAGUGCAGAAUAUUGUACUAAAAGCUCAGAUUUUUCUCCCUGAGUUUCUAACUGUUCUUUGGAGUUUCUGACUGUUCUUUGGAGACCCCUUCAGCCAUAGCCAGGUGAGGACUUGGGCUUGUGUGUUGCUCAUUGCUAGGGAUGUAAGAAAGCUUUGGUUUCCAUUCCAGCCUUGCGUUCAUCUCAUACAGCUCUGCUUCCUUUCUGUUGCAGAUGGGCUUCUUACUGUCCACUGUGGUGUUAUAUAUAAAUCAAGUUAUCAUUACACAAUUCCACACCAUUCAUUUCAAUGCAAAAUAAAUACAGUGCAAAUUUUUGGGUGGUAUGAAUUAUGUAUUAUUAUGUAUCAUUUGUGGACUGGAAAUAAGAACAGCUAAAACAGAUCAUAUUUGCUGAACAGAUUUCCGUUGUGGAAUGAGAUGAAUGUUAAUAUAAACAAUUUCCAUUCACACUUCCACCUAAAUUCUCCAACAUCCCUACUUCCUGCUGCCAUUGUUCCUUGACCACUUGGGGGCAAUUCCCAUUCGCAACCCUCUGUCUCCACUCUGUUCCAGAGAUUUCCCGGUGUGCCCUGGAGGUUUCUCCCUGGUGUAGGAAUUCCCUCUAUCCCUCUCCCUCUUCCUGUAAGUGUGUGCAGCAUCCCCACACGGUGGACACCCGUUUUCCUGCACAGGAGGAGCUGCACCUAGGAUUUUUUAAAAGGGGGGGGGAGGGCCAUAGCUCUGUGGUAGAGCAUUUGCUUUGCAUGCAGAAAAUCCCGGGUUCCGUCCCUGGCCUCUCCGGGGGGGUGGGCUGGGAAGGUCCCCCGCCUGGAAGCCCAGAGAGCCAUUCCCAGUGGCUGGGAACAAGAUGAGCUGGCUGGACCAGCUUGGGGGCAGGCAGCUUCCACCUAUAAUGCUUCAGACAAAUGUCCAAAGUGCAUCAUGCACCUCAUCCUGGAAGUUACAGCACAGCACUGUUUUGCCCAGAUGGGGAGUUUUGGCUGAGGGAACAGUGACUUACUUGCCUAAGGCCACCUAAAGAAUUUGUGACUGAGGUGAAGUUUAAAGCGGGGAUUUCCUCUCUUGCACUUUUUACCACUAAUUUUCAAAACUUGUUCUUCAGAUAACACUCAGGAAAGAUACUUUGGGGUUUUUUAAGGCUUAGGUUCUGAGAAGUCGCCACUUGAUCUCGCCUGAUUCUUGGUGGAAAGCCAUUUAUGGUCAUGCGGAUUUUCAGGCCCGUCUACAUCAGCCCUCCCCGUCUUCCUUUCUGCCCUUCUGGAAGCUUCUCAACCUGAUUUUCAGACUCUCCACAUGAAACUCUCUGGCUGAAGUUACCUCAGUCUGGCCUUGGUCCCACCCAGAUCUGGCUGGCUUGGCGCUGGGCCUCUUCUUUGCGGAGCCCAGAACAGGCCCCCUCCGCCUCCUUCGGUGGGGCCAGGGGUCCGCCUUUAUUUUUAUGUUGGCUACAGUCUGCCAUAGGAAUGCAGAAAUGCAUUGCAUAAAUUGGUGAAUAGAACCUCUUUGAAAAAUUACUGGGCGGGGGGAGAGCCUCUCAUUUAUGAAGUAUUCCCUCCCCAACUCUUUUAAGCCCAUAAGCAUAUUUGGAAAUGUAGGAAACUGUUGUGCUCACUACAAAAUAUGAAUUUCACAUAAGAGAACUGGCAAUACCCAGACUCCCCCCCCCCCUCAAAAGACCUAGGCAAAUCACUCCUGUACUUUAAAAUACAGACAAAAAGUAGCAUAACAAGGCUCUCCAAGCAAGCAACCCCCCACAACUGAACAACCACAAAAGGCAACCCCCCCCCCCAAUUUAAAAAAUAGAAAUUGAGAAGAGCAGACGCCUUGACAGGCACCAUGGGAUGUGCAUCUGAGGGUGCCCCGGGCAAGAACCCUAGCUUAGUGGCAGGUCCUGGGUUCCAUCCCUGGCAGACUCUGGAGACAAAUUGAUAUAGAUGGACCCAAGGUAUAAUGCAGAUUUGAAAAAUAAUUCCUUCUUUGUGUGCCUUUUCCUUUUUUCCCCCUUUUUUUGAGGAGUUUUGUCCUUGACUGACCCUUACUUAGAAGUCUAGGAGCUGGGAAUUAUUUUGCAUCCCCCCCUUGCAAACAUAGAUUUAGGUUGCCAUGCUAAUGGUACCCUGCCAGUUACUUAUUCCACAUAAAGAUGGUCUCUGCAGAUAAGCACACACUCACGUAAUUACAUUACAGUAAGGACUUGCUAUCAGCCUUCGUGCUAGGAAUGGCCAGUUGGUAGCUUUCAGGCUUAAUCUGCCUCCCAGUUGAGGCAAUUAUACGUCUCCUUGGAGGCCAUACCAAAUUUUAAUCUGAGUACAGUGUAAAGUAGAUGUGGGCAGGCUUGCAGGUUCUGCUUUGUUUUAUAACUCUGACUCUGAGGUUCUCCAUCCAAAGCCUGGUCCAAAUGGCAGUUCAGGAGUGGAGCCAAUUGUCUAAUGCACCCCAUGAGCUGUAUUCUAGGAUGACCUGAAAAUUGAAGUAUGAAUUACAUCUGGGUUAGUACAGUUCAGCCUCAUUUAAGCCUUUGUGCUGUUGAUGCUGUUAAUAACUGGGUCUCAGAAACACAGCCUACCACAUAGUGUCCUGAUUUUCUAGGGAUAGUCCCAGAAUUACUGAAGCCAUCCUGGUUUCUAAUUUGAUCCCAAAAUGUUCCACUUUUCCUUUUUCCUCCCCUUCAUGUAUUGGAGAACAAUUAAAAGUGGUGGACAGAUCAGACCCACCCCCCUCCUGUCCUUUUGGGAAACAGGAACUUUUGUCAUGAUUAAAUGGAGUCCUGUUUAUACUGAAAAUAAAAUAUUUACACCAAAUGAAAGAAACAGUGAUCCUGGCACAUACCUGUAGAACUUCCUAUAAUAUUGAAGGAAAAUGUAACCAAUCCACUUUAAAUUCUUUAAUUGCAAAGCUUCAGCAGCCAGCCAUUUUUUAGGAAAUGCAUUGAGUGUUCAUUCCUUUAUUGUAAACUGAGCCUUACACUGUCUACUCAGAAGUAAGGCCCACUGUAUUCACUGGAGCUUACUCCCAGGUAUCUGGGUAAAGACUGUGCAGCCUUACAUUGCAAUCCUAAACAUUUCUACUCAGAACAAAGUCCCCAAUGAGUUCAGUUACUCUCUGGUAUGUUCCUGAUCAUUCUCACAGUUUCCAUUCUUACUAUUGCUAUUACUAUAUCGCACCUUUUCCUGCCUUUUUCAAGGUGGCUUACAGUUAAAAUUUUAUUUCAUUCCAUUUAUCUGUUUACAACAAUUCUGUGAGGCAGGUUCCUUGCAGAGGUUGUCAUCAGCUCAAGGUGACAGAUGUCAAUGUGUAUAUGACGUUUAGGUGUGUGGGAGAUCAAGUACAGAGAAGCUUCCUGGUGGAGAAUGGAGUGUCCCUUUUUUCACUGGAGGGUGUGCUACCAGUAGAUGCAGACUGAGCAAGUUAAAGGUUCCUGGCAUCUCCAGGUUGGGCUGCAAAAGACUCUUCUCUGAAUCCAUGGAGAGUGGACAGUAGUGAACUAGAUGGACCAUUGGUCUGGUGUGAUUUACCUGUAUGACUGCUUACUAUAACUCCUGCCCACCACUGGUGCAAAGCAUGCCAACAGUUUGACUGUUGAGAAAAUAAAAGCUAUUUGCUAAUUAUGAGAAACUGAGAGAUUCUAUGCUUUAAUGAUACAUCUCACUCUCUUCAUUUUAAAGGUGAUGCAUGUGAGAUAUCUAUCUGCAUAUUCAUACACCUUAAUGACUGGGAAACUCAUUGCUAGCUGGUGCCAACCUUAUGGAGUCCUUGCAAGUAAUUGUGGUUUUCUUUUUCGUGGCAAUAAAUGCCUCUGGGCUUGGACUACUAUCUGGAAAAUAUUCCCCCCACCCACUUCCCAAAGAAUACAGACUAUCCUUGAAGCAUGCUUACCAUAAAUAUGUGGUCCUGUGGACUGUGCCAUAUCCCGCCUAUUUGUCAUCCCCUUUGCUCUCUGCGUUCUGUCCUCAUCCCCAUCUCACUGCACUGCCUCCCCUCCCCUGCCUGAUUUAAUUCCCUUUAAUGAAUUCCAGAUUCCAGCUACAUCAAAGCCCCAGAUGCAUUCCUCUUGAGAGAAUAUAAAGGCAGCCGCUUCUCUCUGACCACCCCGCCAAUUUCAGAGUCUGGGAUUGGGGGCAGGGGAGGUAUCCAACCGUGCCCCUUGUUUUGCGGCUGGAGCCAGCACCUCCUCUGAUGGAGGUUAGUUGGGGGUAGUACAAGGCUGCUUUGAUCCCUAUAUGGGAGGGCAGCUCUCUGUUCAUCCUGGUGGGAGGGCAGCAGUAUUAGGGUAGCUCUCAUACUUGCCAUCUGUGCCUCAUUUGAAAGCCAUAUAGUGAACACCCUUUGUGGGAGAAGCAAUCUCUCUCUCUCUCUCUCUCUCUCUCUCUCUCUCUCUCUGUGUGUGUGUGUGUGUGUGUGUGUGUUCAUGGGAGGGGGUGCAAAGUAAGGCUACUCAAGGUUCAAAUGGGGAUGUGGUACACACACCAGACCAGAAAUCUUAACACUUUUUGAAAUCAGCACAUACCAAAAUAAAACUACCCCCUGGUUCCUCAGAUUUGAGUAGAAACUGGUCACACAUUUUCAGUGUUUUCCUUGAUUAAUUGUGCUUGCAACCUAUGCUGGUCACACAAUAAAAAUUAUACUGCUCCUGUAAUCAUAAUAGCUAGGAACACAAUUUUUAGAUGUCAUUUUUUAAAAAGAUAUUAUACUAUGUAUUAAAUUUCCAUUUGUAAUUUGAGUGCAUUUUAUAGAUUAAUAUGUUAACCACUUAGAAUGUUUUGCAGUAAGUAUAUGAACUUCUACAAGCUUAGGGUUAGAGACAGAAUCUCAUUCUUCAAUGACCUUUGAACCCUGUGGAUGCACUUUCUUCUGGAUUCACUGCAAGACUGGAAGGGUCGCCUGCUUAUAAGCCCUUGCGGGUGGUUGCUUUGAGUAGCACAGACGUCAAGGAAAUUGCCAGCCCACUGACUGUUUUAUUCCCUAUCAAUCUUCUUCAUCUCUUUUCCAGGUCUCAACCAUUUUCUCCCAGUCAGACAAAUGGUGAGAGUUCAGCAGAGCUGUUGUCCAUACGGUUUCAGGUGAGCACCCCUCUGCUUCUGACACCAGGUCUCUAGAUUGAAGUAUACGGUGGGGCAUCCUGAACCAUGCAUUUUAUGUAUGUAUUUUUUGUCAGUAAUUUACACCCCAUAUUUCUGUCAAAGUGACUAACAAAGAUUUGAAAACAUCGAUAAAUACAAUUAAAAAUAUUAAAACAAGACAGAAUAUUAAAAAAUACAUCUGAUAAAACUUUAGAAAAUAGUACCUAGGGAAUAAACCAGUGGGUUUUACUUUUACAUAGAACUGUGCUGCAUAACAAUUCAUUAAGAGAGCUAAUGAUUUAACAGGUAUAAAAUGGUUUUACUUGCCUUCCACAGAGCAAGACAAGCUGAGGCAAAGUGGAUCUCCCUCAGGGGGGCCUUUUUCUUUUUGUCUUCACAUACAGAAAGGCAGCUGGGCACUGUUCCCUUGACCCAUUAAUACAUAUCUAACCUAAGUGUGGCCCUCUGCUACCUCUUACCUGGCCCUCGGAACUCUUCACAGGCCACACCUCCUGCCUGGGUUACACCUCUCACUGAACCUGUUCCAUAACUGCCUCCAGUUUUUUGGCCUAGCAGGAAUCUGUCCUUUGGCUCUUGAACUGGCCCCUUGCUUCCCUGAUGGAGAGCUGCAGGUGUGGAAACUUGUUCGCUGGGCCACAGCUGGACUGUGUGCAAAGAUACGAGUCUCCUCCACUGCCCCAGCUACCGCUGUCACGUGCCCCAACUAGGAAUUCAGCCUUUGGUCUAAAAAAGAAGUCCCGUCCCCCCCCCCCCCCGCAUUGAUAUUGCCCCUCUUCUGCCAUACUAUAGAGAUCAGGGCUGUGAUAUUCCUUUUCCCUAAAAGUUAGCAUUACAAAUAGGCACAAAGUGAAAACCACUGGACAACACAAACAUUGAUGGGUGUUAUGUAUUCCAACAUUCCUUAUACCUGGCUCAUUUAAUUCAGAUCUUGGGAUAAUGUUUUUCUUUAUUUGCCUGUGUAUAAUUUAUGUAAGUUUUCCUCCUUCAUCUGUAUCAAUAAUCUUCCUUAGCCAUCCUACAAUUGACAGAACAGUGUCAGUUUUCCAGUGUCUCACUCAACCAAUUUUCGCUGCUGUGAUUAUUUGCCAAACUAGAUGUUUUCCUUUUGGCAGCAAGCCAUCAAGCACUUUCAAUCCACACAUUUAAAGGAUCUGUUAAAAAAAUACCCCAAUUCAACCAUUUCACAGAUAGCUUUCCAGUACUGCUUUUCUUUCAGAUAAUUCCAACGCAAAUUGGAAAAAGCAGCCUGAUAUCUUCAGUAUUUAUAUUAUAAAAUUCUAUGCUAUAUCCUGUUAAGUUUGGUCAGAAUGAAGGUGUAACUAGACAUGCCUUUCCCAAUGUGCUGACUGGCGCUGAUGGCAGUUGGAGGGUGCCAGUUUGGGGAAGACACCUGUAGCAGAUCCAUGAUUCGGAUCUCUUAUUGUUAACACACAGAGAGACAUGUGCACAUAGAAAGAGGCCAACAUGAGACACGUACUCCAAAAAACACAUACUGUAGGGUUUGUGUUGUGAUCACGUAUCUCUGCCAGGAUAUGAAUAUAGGUGAUACAUGGAAAUGUAUCAUUACAUCUCAGUUUGUUGAGAAUGUCAGCUCUUCAACAAACUUUCAGGUGCUUAUGGGUCAUUCACGGGUACAGGCCUCUGCUUGCCUUUGUUGCUGAAUUUCUGUUUCCAUGAAAGCCGAGGCUUAAAAGCUUUAUGUUGAGGGCUUCUGCCCCUGGGCAUCCAUCUCUCUCCACCUACAUUUUUGACAUACAGUCUUUUUCUCAGGUCCUUUGUAGUUUUCACUCUGAUUGGCAGCGGCACCCUGUGAAAGGCCCUUCUCUGACAGUAGUCUUCUCCUGCACUACUUCAGCUGCUGCCAUGGGAUGAAAGUUUAUCAAAAAUAAGACCAAGACUCUUGCAGCAUAUUACCCUGUUGCUGAGAUGUCUACUCUGGCUGCCAAUUUGUUACUUGAGUGUAGCUGCACCCAUUUUCCAAAACUCUCUGCCAGUUAAUGCUGGGUGUGUACCUUUCAUCUAUUAUUAUUAUUAGUAUUAUUAUUAAUAUUAAUAUUAAUUAAUAUUAUUAAUAUUAACAUUAACAUUAUUUUUUAUACCACAUAAUGCCAAAUAGACAUUAGGUGACACUCACUUAAAACCUUUUGGCACCAACUAAAAUCUAUUUUGUUUAUGUAAGCCAAUGCAGACAUGUAAUUUUAUUACGUACAUUGGUUUUUUUAAGUGUUCAUUUUAGCUAUGCGCUUAUAAAUUGUAUGUGUAUUUUCCAAAGUUUGCUUUUAAAGUCUGGUUUUAUUAUUGUUUUCUUUUUUCUUACUGUUUCUUGUAAACCACUUAGAGAUUUUUGUUAAGCAUUAUAUAAAUCUUGUUUUAAAACAACUCGAUAACCUGAGGAAACGGCCCUGGAAUCCUUAACGGGAUGGGCAGGCUCCGUGAGUGGUGCGGAGUCACUGAGCCCUAGCCGUUCCCACAAACUUCUGAUAACCUGAGAAAGGAAGCAGUUCCAUGGGCAGGCUCUGACAGGUGAUUGCUGCUCUGCCAGCAUUGUCCUGCCUCAGUAAUCACAUUGAUGGUCCUUCCCACAGAAUUGCUCCCUUUCAAACUUUCCUAACCCUGCAUGGGAACAAAACUGGGCUGAGCCAAGACUCGUGUUAUUAUUAAAGCAGGUAGAGGAAAACUUCCUUGUGCAUUAACUUUUGAGAUACCAUCAAAGAGUAGUUAGUGUUGAUUAUUAUGGGCUAUAGGUGGUGUCACUUAGAUUUCCUUUACACACAGAAGGUCCCAGGUUCAACACCAGCAUCUCCAGGUAGGGUUGGGAAUGUCCCCUGCCUAAAACUCUGGAGAGCUGUUGCAUUUAGUGUAGACAAUUAGGAGCUAGAUGGACCAAUGAUCUGACUUGGUCUGAUGAUCUGAGCUAGAUGGACCAGUGAUAAAGCAGAUUUAUGUGUCUCUAUGCAGCCUAUCAGAGAUGCGGGUGGCGCCGUGGGUUAAACCACAGAACCUAGGACUUGCCGAUCAGAAGGUCGGCGGUUCGAAUCCCCGCGACAGGGUGAGCUCCCGUUGCUCGGUCCCUGCUCCUGCCAACCUAGCAGUUCGAAAGCACAUCAAAGUGCAAGUAGAUAAAUAGGUACCACUCUGGCAGGAAAGUAAAGUAGAUAAAUAGGUACCACUCUGGCAAGUAGAUAAAUAGGUACCACUCUGGCAGGAAAGUAAACGGCGUUUCCGUUCUCUCCUCUGGUUCACCAGAAGCGGCUUAGUCAUGCUGGCCACGUGACCUGGAAGCUGUACGCCGGCUCCCUUGGCCAGUAAAGCGAGAUGAGCACCACAACCCCAGAGUCGGCCACGACUGGGCCUAAUGGUCAGGGGUCCCUUUACCUUUACCUAUGCAGCCUAUCUGUCUUGACAUGGUUUUUUUAUGGACUUCUCCUGUAGGAUGUUGUAAGAACCAGAGACGAUGGUCAGAACUCAGUGAGAUCUUCCUACUCCAGCCCAGCCUCCAUCAGUCCACGGCCCAGCAGUCCCUACUCUCCUUCAUCUCCUGGAUACCGAGCUGGUAGCCCAUACAGUCCCCAGAAGCCUGACCUACCCAGUGAGGACAGAGGGGAAUCCGUGGUGAACAGCCGCAGGUAUAUAAUAAUCCUGAUCCAUGUGACUCUGCCUCCUGUUUCCUGUAAGCAGCCAGAUGCCUCCAUGCUCUGUUUGUGGGUUUCUUCCUGGCAAGAGUCCUCCCCGCAAAACAUUGGAAUUUGAGGUCUACUGCAUCAGUCCAAUGGAAUCUCCAUGGCCAGUCAUAGCAGCUGCAACCCCCUUUGGUUUAAAACACAGCUAGAUCACUCUCUUUCUCUGUUUGAAUUGAAGGGGGUGUUUGGGAAAAUGCAUCAAAACACAGUAUUUCAUAAGAAGCAACAGGAUAGAUACGGGAAAGGUAUGGAUUGUGACUAAUGUCAUCUGUAUGCCACUUCCCGAACCAGCAGUGGAAGCACACUGGGUGAAGAGUAAACAUGGAUAUGUACACAGCCUAAAUCAUUGCAUCCCAGUGAAUUCCAUAAGUUACUGAUGCAUUGUAUAAAAUAUUUUCUUUUGUCUGACCUGAAUUUACUUCCAAUCAAACUCAUUGGCUGAUCCCCAAUUCUAGUACGUGUGGGAGAGUCUAAUCUUUGGACUCAGCUACAUUAGGUUUUUUUAAAAAAGUGUUUUAUAUACAUUAUAACACUGUGGCACCAGAUGGCGCAAUGGAGAUUUCCCACUUUGAGAUUUACAACGUGUUUUCCUAAAACACCUUUUUGAUGUGUCUAGAUCAGGCAUAGACAAACUCAGCCCUCCAGAUGUUUUGGGACUACAACUCCCAUGAUCCCUAGCUAAUAGGACCAGUGGUCAGGGGUGAUGGGAGUUGUAGUCCCAAAACAUCUGGAGGGCAAAGUUUGCCUAUGCCUGGUCUUGAUCCAGCGUCUCUCUUUUUCUCAUUCGGGUAUCAUUUUAUCAGCAACUCUCAGGUCCCCUUUGGACAUCUUUAAAUUAAAAAGCCCCAAAUGCUUCAUCCUUUCUUCUUGUAAAGAUACGCUUUCCGCUUGCUCAAUCUGGUUGCCCCUUCCUUUAUCUUCUUCCAGUUUUGUAAUAUCUUUUUUGAGAUGUGGUGACCAGAAGUGUCCCAACAAUAUUCCAAAUGCCCCAUAGAUUUUAACAUUGUAAUGUUGUUUUGUUUUGUUUUCAGUCUUCUUUCUAAUAUAGAAUUUUCUUUGUCAUUUUUGCUGUACAUUGAGUUGAUGGAUUCACUGAGCUGUCCAGAAUAUCUUUUUCUCAUUGGUCAGGGUGCAUUCAGAUCCCAGUGCUCUCCAUUAUGGAGAGAGCCUUUUGGGGCUCUUCACAGUAGCUUGGGUUUUCUCCCUCCUAAAAGAACAUCAUCUCUCUCUCUCUCUCUCUCUCUCUCUCUCUCUCUCUCUGUGUGUGUGUGUGUUUGUGUUUGUGUGUGAACACUGUCAACAAAAUUCUGGGUGGUGGGAGUUGUGGUCCAGCAAGAUCUAGAGGGCCACUGAUAAUUAUUUGUUACUUCUUCCCUGUAAUGUGCAGAUAUUCACUGUAAUAUCUGUGUUCUCCUUUCAGCUUACAUUCUCUGGAGAGCUCGUUGGGAAUCUCUGAUGAACCCUACGGGCAGCAGCAUUCAAGCAGCAAGCAGGUAAAGAUGCUUAUGAGACUCCUUGGAGCCCCGGGGAUAAUGCCUGUAUAGGACCAUCGAUGUAUCCAUGCUGCUGUAUGCUUGGGGAUGAACCCUGUCCUGAAAGUGUGUUUUCUGGAGCCUGUUUCUGCUGCCCCCUUUAGGCCGUGUCCUCCUUAGCUUCUGGUUUUUAUCUGCUUUGUUGCACGUGUUGCUGUGUGUUAGCAGCACACCUGGCUAGGGGUGUUUGCUUGUUUUUACCUGGUGUCUCCAAGCAACAGCUGGGAGCUGGGGAGGCAGAACCAGUUUGGGGAGGCAGUACCUGCAUCUCGUGGACACAAGAGGCAGGGUGUUGGCAAGUGAUGCAGCCUCACAAAUGCUCUGCUUGCCUCUCCUUCCUCCUGGGAUCUAUUAAAGUGUCUAUUCAGAGCAAUCCCCCUGACUGCUUUUGCCAAAGGGACCUGCUUGUGCUUUGGGCGGGGGGGGAAGCUUGUGUUUUGUGGCAAACCCUCAGACCUGAGACGGCUUUGCAGUGGUGCCUGUAACACUGUUCAGCUGAGCAUCUCCUGUAAUGUCAGCAGCUCGUAGCUUUCAAGAAUUUAUAUUGAGUUUUUACUUGUAACGACAUCAGAGACAGUGAGAGAAUGAGAGAGAGAGAGAGAGAGAGAGAGAGAGAGAGAGAGAGAGAUAUUCACAGGAUCCUCUUGCCGUCUUCUAGCUCCAUUUUGUUUAGGUACUGUAUCUCUCAAUUGCUUCUUUGAGAAGGAAUUGUGAGCCUUCUCUCUAUUGAACAAAUUGACAUUGAGAUUCCUGCAUUGCAGGGGGCUGGACUAGAUGACCCCUGGGGUCCCUUCCAACUCUACAGUUCUGUGAUUCUAUUAUUCUGUGACAUGUGUUUCAGUUUUGUUUAUAGUUGGGGUGAGAGCUGAAAAGGCCGCAGGUGUGGGAUAUGCACAGAGGAUCCAUGGCUUCUCAUGGCACAUUGAACAUGAAAGAGAAAGAGAGAGCUUCCAGUGCAGACGGUGGCUAAACUCUACAGAAUUUGCAUAGUUCUGGUUUCUUGAAACAAGCCCAUCAUCAUUUUAAUCUUUAUGAUAGCAUUGAGAACUUAACAAUAUGUGGGCAGUUCUUUGCUUUUUAAAUGCUUAAAAACCAGAGGGGCCUGGGUGAUCAGGUUGUCUCUGGCUUCUUCAAUAGGAACAUUUUCCAGUACCCCCCCCCCCCGCCCCCUGCAAUGCACACACAUGCCAUCCUAUCCUCCUCUCUGUCUAUCUUACACAAAUAUUUUCUCUUCCUUGGACCCAUGUUUUUUGUGAAUCCUGAGAGAGAGAUGGGGGUGGGGACAGUUCCAGAUUGUGAAAUGAAAUGAAGCAUGUAAAUUAAGUUCAUUGAAGCAUGUCUGCCCUGUUUGCAUAAUUUAAAUUGCAGAAUUUUGCUUUUGGGCUGCACUGUCCUGAAGGUUUUAGGUGGGUGUCAAAAGCAAAGUCCCACUCCAGUCCACCACAACAGAACAUUAAAAAACCACACACAUUAAAAUAUAAAGCUCAUCACCACUACCUUUGGCCAAUUUAAUCCUGAUAUUCACAGAAUUAAGACUAGACAGGCUGGUCUUAACGUUUAAUAGGGCUCAGGUUAAACUUAGUUGGUAAUCAUAGAGGAUUUCAUGCUAGCAAAGCCCUCCUCUGCACUCCUGCAAUCCAAACCCAUUAGUCAUAGGUUGUUGUAAAGCAAAGUGAGAGUGAGCUGGUGUCACACGCCAUUCUCUCUGUCUCCCCUGCCUGUGGCAUGGGAUUAAUAAUUCCAAGUUACCUGCAAGGUUGUUGUAUGGAUUACACCUAGUUAGUGCAGGUGAGACUCAAAAGUACUAUACAAAGGUUGAUAUGCCAUUAAUAAUGAUUACAGGAUGCUUUCAUGCUCCCUAGACAUGCUACAGAUGCCAAGACCUUUCUGGACCUGUCAAGUGAGCCUCCUAUCCAGUUUCCCUGGGUGAUUCUUCUGGAAUGCCCCUGUCCUCCCUCUCUUCCUAUGGUCUUUGUUGAGCCUCCUGAUUCCUUGCCCAUGUGUCCUGGCAUCUCGCUCUCCUGUUGCUCUUGGGCUGGGUGCUGCUGUUUGUUUGCUUGCUUUGGCUCCAGGGGCUGGCCGCCCUCUGCUUUCUCUAUGUUCUGGGCCUAUUUUUCAAGCCCAAAUUGGGAAGGGAGGUUGGCCCCAGAGCGCAGUGCUUGCCAGCUGGCACCUUGCUCGCCCAGCCCCUCAACCCCUUGGCUUCUCUGUCAUGUUUUUCUUUCCUUCUUUGCAUUUAUUUGCUUUAGCUCUUGGCCCCAUUGGGUGGCCUCCUCCCUACCCAGCGGUUGCAUCAGUGGUGGGGGCUGAGAUUUGAGUGUUGGAGGGUGGUUAAAUGAGGCUUAGGCCUCCUUGGUUUCCUCUUAUCUUAUUUUCCUUGGCCGUGCAGUUCUUCAGAUCCAGAGAGCAGUAAUUAACCUAAAAGUGUUGCAUUUCCUACGUGAGCCCCAAAUUAAGGCGGAACCGGCUGCAGGCUGUCAGUCUGUUUCUGUUCUUCCUGGUGUUCACAAUUGGAAAGUUUGGGUGCAAAGAAAGAUUUACUGGCAAGUGGGUGCAUGUUUAGGCAUGUGUCUUCUACAGGGCUGGCCCACCCAGGAGGUGAGCUGAGACGGCAGAAUCCACAGGGGCAGCAGAUCCUGUUGUAGAUCUUUAUUCCCCAUCCCCCUGCACACACACCCCUUGUUCCUGCUAUAGAUGCUCACUCACCCAUGCCAUUUGUGGUCUGCCUCAGGGGUCAAAUUGUCUUGGGCCAGCCCUAGUGUUCUGGCUUGGACAGAUCAAUGGACCAUCCCUAUGAAAAGAGCCAGAGUCUGUCUAUAGUGAGCCCACGGGACUAGUUUGGUACUUGCAGGAAGCUAAUAAGCAGGGCACAAAGUCAGUAGCUGCCCACAUUGUUGCUGCCCCAGCAACUCUCAUACAGUGAUAGACAUUAUGGAAAAGGGAGGUUUCAUUUAACAAUGAUGUCUAAUGCUAUUGAUGGGCCAUUCUGCCCCAAUGUUUGCCUAAGCUUCUUAGACUUGGCAAUCAGUCUUUCUCUUGUUGGCCUGAUCAGUAAUGCUGUCUUCUGAAGAGUAACCUGCCCUGAUGUCUGAAAAGGCAUAGCAGUAAACCUCAGGUUCUGUUCCAUCUCUGACAUCAGUCUCCUAGCUCUAACCCCAGUCUUCCAGGCUCUACCAAAGCAUGAGGGUUUGUGACUAUUUUUUAUCAUUAUUCAGAGUUGGCAACCUUAAAUGUGUUUGGGGUGGGUGUGUUUGUGUUUGGUAGGUCUCCAAAGUUAGGCCAGUGGAGUCACUUAGCAAAGCUCCAUGGAAUGGUAUGUAGGCCUAGGCUGGAUCUUUGCAUGGGUUUCAUUAUUCCUUGGAACUGACGGUGUCUCUGUGCGCUAGAUGGGUGGGCACUCUGGAACCAAGGAACCAAGUCUUUGCUUGGAGGGCAAAAGAAGCGUGCUGAGGUCCAGCUGAAAUCUCCUUUGAGCAGACUGGCACGGAAGGGGAAAUCUCCCCUUUGUUGGGUAGGUGUCGUGUUAUUGAGAAUGGAGAUCCUAUGCAACACUGAUUGCUGUGUUCCUAUCAAUUCCCUUGCACUCUGCUGCUUCCCAAAACAUUUGCUUCUAGUUAGGAAGGCCUUUCUCCUUUCUUCCAUCUCCAAGGCCUUUAAACAGGAGCAGAUGCAGCGGGUAAGGAAAUUCUAUCAUUUGGGCUAGCAGCAGUGCCGAGCUUUCCAAAUAUCAAGCUGCUUGGGGGGUGGGGAAAGAUGGGUAGAAGUCACACAGCAGAAGAGAGGAACGGAAGAGCACCAGGACACUGGAAGGGUGGGAUAUGUUUCUGCAUGGUGCCUCUUGCUCUUACCUAUCUAUGUCCUGGUGACUUUCCCUGGAUUGCUGGGUAAAGGCUUCCUUCCCUUCAGUGUGUUCUGCCCAAGCUUCUGCCUCACUUAGGGCCUGGGAGCACACAGACAACCUGUUCAUUGAGCUUUCAUCCUGAUCUGCUUGCAAGAGAUUGGACCCUUCUGAUCUGCCCAGUGUGACCUAACCAGUCCAUGACUAACCUCAAGAAUUGCCUCAGAAACCUCAUCAGUCUCGCUGCAAUGGGAUGGAAAGAGAGAGUUUGGUAACAUUGCCGUUCACCUACUGGUGAUACUGUGCUCUAAAUCCCUGGAAGACCUCUCCCAGCAAUUCAAGUGUUGCCACAUAGGAGAAGAAGUUGUCUUGAGCCAUCCAGGGAGACCUUGCACUCCAACUGGCAGGGCCUCUCCCACCACCUGAUGCUUUGAACUGGAGGCGCCCGGGACUUGGCUGCCUGCUUUCUGUACGCAAAGCACGUGGUCUUCCACUGCACUGUCCCACCAGCUCCUGCAGCCUGUGCCCUCGUGACCCCCGUGGUGCAUCUUGCCAAGAGCCUUGUGUUGGACUGGACCAGGGAUCUACCAAACCAUCAUCAUCAUUUUAUUUGUAUGCCGCCUUUCCAAAGUCAAAACAAUGCUCAAGGUGGCUUACAAAAUAAUUACCAACAUAACAAAAGUCAUAAACAAUAAAUAAAACACAUCAAAAGGUACACAACCAAAUGGAAAACAUUUCCACAUAAAUCAUAAAAUCUAAAACUAAAAAUACAACAUUAAUAUCAAUAACAAUUUAAAAUGACAUAGAUAAAAAACAAAAGCAAUGUUAAAAAAGGAGCCCUCUCUGUUGAGCAGCAGCAGCCCUUUAUGGAAGCUGGCAGGGCAGGUGGAGAGAGGCAGGGCCCUUCAGGCUCCCAGCAGGCAGUCCUGGGCCCUUGUUCAGCCUGAGGGCCACUUUCCCUCACAGGCAACGUUCUGGAGGCCGUCUGCUGGUGAUGGAUGGGGCCUGGUGCAAAACAGGGCUGAGCAAGGAGCGCUGAUUGCCCAGGGUGGGGCGGAAGGAGCUCAGUUCUGCUGGGCAAAAGUAUCCCCAGGGAGCCAGAGAUUUCUGUUGAGGUGUUGCAGAGGCGCCAGGUGCCCCCAGUAUUUCAGGGGCCUGGCGUGCAUUGUGCAUACAUGACGUCACACAGUCCAGUCCUGACCAGUGCAGUCUUCCCCAACAUUGGGCUGGGCCCCCUCAACAUUGCGGGGGGUGGACCCCCUUCAAACACAUAUUGAGGGGGCUGAAGACACCUCCGCCCCCUAGAGCUGGCAUGCCUGGGGUGUUAUAAAGACUGGCGGGUGGGUGGGAGUCAUGUUUUCAGCACCUAGUUGCCACAGUCGGUGUAAAGGGGGCGCAGCAAAGAGCCCUGAGUCAGGUUUCCACCCUUCUCUUUCCCCACUGGCCCCUUCGCUUCUGUGCCCCCUUCUUCCCCUUCAUCUGUUCUGCUUCUUCCCAAUUAGCAGCUGGAAAAUGUAUUUUGAAGGUGUGGGGCUCCCUCUUGUGGUUGGUGCAUGCCCUGAAAUAGAGAGGCGUGAAGGUUGUGGAAAGGAUUUUUGGACAACACAUCACUGUGUUGGGCGGUUGAAUGUGUCCACCCAAAGGCUUUAGGCAUUGAUUGUUUUAGCUCAAGGAUGAGUUAUGGCCACAAGAAUGUGCAAACUUCUUCUUCUGCCCCCUCCCCACACCCUUGCAGGAAAUGAGUUCAAUGUAGGGUUAACCUGUUUAACUUUAGCCCUAUUCAAGUCUGUGUACAACUCUCCCGCUGUAUCCUCAGAACAAGCUUAUAAUGACUCCUUGCCCUGCUGUAAUGCAAAGUGCAUCUUGCCAUGGAGACCCUCCCAAAUUGCUUGUAGAGUUUCCUUACGAUGAAGUAUCAUGUGGAUGGUCCUUAAAAGCCAUGAGAGGACACGGGAGGACUAUUGCAACAAUGAACGUUGUAGUCCUACUGUUCUGCUCUAUCAUUUCUGAUUUCACAGAGCAGCUCCAUUCUUUAUGGUUUGCUACCUUCACAACAAGGUCUGACACCGUUGUUCCCAUUCCACUGGUGAUCUGAGGCUGAGACAGGGAUUUGGCAAGAGAGUGAAAGGCAUCUGUUGCCAAGAUGGACAUGGGGCUCAGCUUCCCAGACAUAAGACAAAGUCUCAUCUGCUGGAUCAGUUUGGCUCCAAAGUGGAGGUGCAAUGUACCGUAUCUCAUGAGACUGUACAAUUUGAACUUUGCAUGAUUCCCAUGAUUCACCUAUCCCUAUGGCUAGCAAAACUUUUUUUUUUUUAACAAAAUAUCCCAAUACAAGCAAAUGCACAUAGUUAAAAGAAUCCAGCUUUUCUUCAGUUCAGGUAGCAAUGUAUUAAUUACCUUUUGUUUUAACACUCACCUUUGACUGUGACCUCCUUCCAGUAUUAUAUGGCAGAGGAGUAGAACAUAUAUUCUGGGUGGGCAAUCUGCUGCCAGCAGUGUGUAUUUUGGUCUGCAAGCAUGUUUUUCUGGGAUAGAUUCACAAUGGGGAAUUGUAGUGGUGGUGAUGGACAAAAACUUUCAGGAUCUUGUUCUGACACGUGUGUGUAAGAGGGAGGGUGAGAGUUUGUUGGGGAUUGAGCGUGCUGCAAUUCCAUGGGGGAAGAUUGUGAUAUUAAGUACACAGUUAACCUUCAAGAAAAUCUCGGCUUGUUUGUGUGCCCACCGCUGUGUUAGCAUUUUAUUUAUGUAUUGUGUUUAUAUUCCCUUUUUCUUCUGAGGAGCUCAAGAGGGCACGUAUUGCUCUCUCUCCCACCCCAGCUAUAUCUUCAUAACUUCCCUUUUAAGUCUGUUAUGCUGAGAGUGUGUGUGUACUGGUCCAAGGUCACCCACUAUGUUUCGUGGCUGAAUGGGGAUUUGAAUCUGGGUCUACCCAGUCCUAGUCCAACUCUCUUAACUGGUACACCACACAGGCAAGUUUCUAGCCCAAAAACAUGUUUGACAGGUUGGUGUUCAUGCUCAACCUCAAAAACCUACAAAACCAGGAAGUUGGCUGAAUUAGAUUCCUGUGGUUAGGGGUGAAACUUCUUGUUUAUGUCUUUCUAUCUCAGUUCUUCUCCCCCCCCCCUCAUUAUUUUAUCAAAUUUGUGUCAUUUACACAGUUUUCCCUCAUGCUGAAUUUGGAUUGUUUGGCUGCACUCACCCCUGGUUGUGUAUACUCCUCUUAUUUUGGCAAUAUGGGUUGUGUAGCAACUGCUUAUUUUUAUGGGGCCAAGUCCUAUAAUGUGUGAUGGUCAAUUAAUCUCUUCCUGAGGCUGAGAGGCUCCUCGGGCCACUCCUUUCCUGCAGAAUGCAUUUACACCCAGCCCCAUCUCUUUCUGCAGCAGCUACAGGAGCAAAGGAGCAGCAGCCGCUCUGGUGGAUCUCCAGUUACAGUUCUGCUUCCAUUAAAUGGAUCUCCGUCCCCUGGAGCAUAUUCACCCCGCAGCCCAUGGGAGAUCAGGAAGGACCAGAACAGGAACUCCUCUUCCUACCAGCGCCGUUACAGGUAAUCUGUCUAUCUUACCUGCUCUUGCCUAGUGGCUAAGGAUGCUUUCAGACUGUCUGUUUUGGGGUGGGAUUCAGUCACAUAGCAGCUGAUUCAGGUUCAUCAUCAUCAUCACCACUUUUAGUUUGUAUACCCUCUUUUUAUAUACAUGAGGCAGUUUACCAACUGAAGAACCAAUAAAAUGUACAACAAAUGUACAACACACCUUAGAACAAUCUAAUCCAAUACAAAUAAGUCCUAAUAAAAAAUAUGACUUAAAAUUUACAAUUUAUAUCAAAUAAAGGUUGCACAAUAAAAACUGUUUUGGAUUUCAUCCACAGAACUAACCCAUUUCCCUAAUAGAUCAGACUUUUGCAAUAAGGAAAGUGACAGGGUAGUGCAAAAGUGUGAGAUAACAUUUGCUUUAAACAGUGUCAUCUGUCCUUCCUGCAGACGAAUUGGAGUGAGUGCUCCUUAGAUAGGCAACAAAGUCUAAUCUUCCUACAAACUAACCAGGAUGAAUGUUCAAUACAGUGGUACCUCGGGUUAAGUACUUAAUUCGUUCCGGAGGUCCGUUCUUAACCUGAAACUGUUCUUAAACUGUUCUUAGCUAAUGGGGCCUCCUGCUGCUGCCACACCGCUGGAGCACGAUUUCUGUUCUCAUCCUGAAGCAAAGUUCUUAACUCGAGGUACUAUUUAUGGAUUAGUGGAGUCUGUAACCUGAAGCAUAAGUAACCCGAGGUACCACUGUAAAUGGAUUGUCUGGAAGCAUCUAUUUCCAAAAAUUGCUGAAAUCAUGUAUGAGAAGCUGCCAGACCAAAAUAACACUUAAGAGUGCUUCCAGGUGCCAGGGUUCAUGCGUUCAGUAUAAGGAGAGCUAGCAGAGCAGGUACUUCACAAAACACAGAAACCUUGUUUACACUUUGGUAGAGUGAUUCCUGCCUUUCAGGCCGCAUAGACGUCAACAUUUUCCCUUUUUUAAGGGAAAUUCCCUUAUUCCGAAUAGGAUUCCUCACAAGAAAAGGGAAAGGUUGACAGCUAUGCACAUUGGUUCUUUGCUUCUAUGGGCUUCUGUGGUGUUGGCAGACAGGAGUGGGUGGGGGUCAGAGUUCAAGGGCAGUGCCACUGCCAAUGCGCAUCCCUCUGUCUUCACCACCAAGCAGCUGUAGAGUAAGGUGACCAAGCGCCCUGCUUUAUUGUUUGUUUGCUGCUUCUUUUAUUUCUGUAGCCUCAAGAAGUUCUCCAAGCAGCCUGCAAAAGGUUCUCAAAAUAAAAUUGCUCUCAGAUCUGGGAUAGGGGCAGAAAGGACUUUGUUGUCCUCGCAUAAAACACCCUCUGAGCCAAAGGAGUGGGGUGAGCAGUUGGAUUCUUCUGAGCAGGAACUCGCCCCCCACCUCAAUGUCUCAGGCUCCAUCUGGAAAAAAUUGCAAUGGCAACCUGAGAAUUGGGGCAGACAUUUCAGUCCCAAACCUCCCUGAAGUCACAUCACCUACUUUGGGGGGGGGGAGCUAAAAUGCUCCCCCCCCCCCCAAAAUCAGGCAAACCACUUUGACGCGGUUCUAGGGAGUGUUCACAUUAUGCAGCGAAUGCACAGUAAACAAGUGUGUGAACACAGCCAGAGUCUCUCCCUGGGUCACCAAGCAGCAAACUCAGAACUUUAGGGUGGUUUCUGCUUUCUCUGCCUAGAAUACGAAUUCUACAAAUACCCCCACAGACCCUCACUAUUAUUCCCAGGCUAUUUCCUUAGGUGGAGACCAGAGGCAGAUGGCUUUGUAUAUACCCCUGUUGACUCUGCAUGCAGACCCUUCCCGCUGCUGGUUGGGGAAGCCACGAAAACACACAUUGGCCACAAGACACAUUGGCCACAAGUAAUUUCGUUGUCCCCGAAGGGGGCAAUGACAAUAAAGAUAUUAUUAUUAUUAUUAAGACACAUCUGUCCUGACCUUUCAUGUGAAAUGCUACACUUUGAUGUGUUUCCCCCCCAAACCUGCUUUGAUCUUAAUUGAGAACUGCUUACAGGGUAAAGAUAUCUCAGCCCACUGGUAUGAACAUAUAGCGGGAGAUUAACACACACAUCAAACUGUGCCAAUGUACACACAAUAUGCAAAUGUGGUUUGAAAUGCAGUGAAAAAGAAUGACCUUGCUGAAUUUUAAGCAGGUGAUGUAGAUACAGCUUAUCUCUCAUUUUCCUGGAAGCAGGGCGUUGGCCUACUUUGCCCUUCAGGGAAAGCCUUAGAAAGAAGGAGUUAUGACAGAGGCUUAUACCAUUGUGCGCUGCCUGCAGAAGGUGGAAAGAGAACUUUUUGUCUCCUUUCUCAUAAGACUAGAAGGUGUGGACAUCCACGUUCAGGACAGAUAAAAGAAAGUGCAUCUUGCAGCACAGGCUCCCACGGAGGCAGCGACAGCCACCAACUUAGAUAGCUUUAAAAGAGGAUUAGACAAUUCUGUGGAGGAUAAGGCUGUCAGCAGCUCUGCCUUCAUGGUUGGAGGCAGCCCGGCUUCAGAAUACCGGUUCCUGGGAAUUCCAGGAGGGGAGAGGGUGGUUCUUGUGCUCAGAACCUGCUUGGGGGCUUCCCACAAGCACCUCGCUGGCCACCGAGAGAGCAGGAUGCUGGAGAUAGAUGGACCACUUGCCUGACUCAGCAGUCUCUCCCUAUGUUUUUAUGUUCUCCUUCUGUGAGGCUGGGCAGGUGAGGGUUAAUUUGACGCUGCUGACAAGUCUAGAGGCUGGGCAGGUGUGUCAGGCAGGGCGUGUUCUACCUGCACUCUCAGGAGAGUGAGCCUGAUCAGGUCUGGAGACAGGCAAGCAGGAAAGGAAAUCUCCCUGGUGGUGAGGGGGAGCAGGAUUCAGUCCCUGCUGAAACACUGAGCCCUUGAGGGUCAGUAUACCUGCCUGGAAACAGCAGGUGAAGCCUCCUUCCCAGGGUGGGACAUUUCCUGCUGCUGUUGCUCUCUGCUCCCUUUCCCGGAGGUAUGUUUGUCUGAGAAGACUUCAGAGGGCUUGGGGCCAGAAGAACACCUUCGCUCACAGGGGAGCUGCUUUGGUGAGCUGGCUGGGGCUGAUGGGAAUUGUGAUCCAAAAUAUCUGGAGGGCACCAGGGUGGCGAAGGGGUCCUAGGAGAGGGGCUGGCAGGGCAACUCCACAGCCAGGACUUGAAAUGAGGAGGGGCUGGGAUGCUUCUCUGAGUCAGUGAAGGGACCAUUUCCGUUUUCUGAAGUCCUGGCUUACCUGGAGCCAGGGCCAGUGCGUCCAGGAGGUGGGCUGAGGCAGCUGCCUCGGGCAAUGGAAUCUCGAGGGGCCCCUGCAGGCACCACCCGCCCCUCCCGCCACAACCAGAGAAGUUAGGAGAAGCGGCGGCAGCUUCCGGCAACACCCUGCGGAGUUCAUGUGACAUUCCAUCUCACCAUUUCUGCAUUGCAGGGGUUGGACUAGAUGACCCUUGAGGUCCCUUCCAGCUCUACCAUUCUACAAUCCUGUGAUUCUGCCACUACCACCACUUUUCCUCACUUCUCCUGUGGCUGGGAGGGCAGCAAGCAAGGCAUUGGUGGGGGUGGGGCAGCACCCUCCCUUUUCGCCUCAGGUGGCAAAAUGGGAUAGAAGAAAGAAGAAAAGGCUCCCAUUUCUCUCCUUGCGCCUGCUCAACCCUCUGGAAUCCUGCAUCCUUCUACUGAGGCCCCUGUUGUUCUGAAACAGUGUUCAGGUGUGCCUCUUCCUGGAUCUCUCCUGGUCCAACCUCUUCCUGAAAGCUCGGCAGAAUUAUGUUGGUGAUGGAAGACUGGUUUGUCCUGUCUUCCUGGGAUAUAAAAAGCCUGAGGUAUUUUUCCUCUUCCCAGGACAGACUGGCUGCAUUUCUUUUCUCUCUCUCUCUCUCUCUCUCCAGUCUGGAUACAGAGCCAGCCAUGCGCCAUUUGGAAGGGGACUCGGAGGUCUACAAAAUGAUGCAAGAAAAUCGUGAAACCAGGGCUCUGCCGCGGCAAUCCAGCACCUUCCGCUUGCUCCAAGUAGCUCUGGAGUUGGAUGAAAAAGGUGAGGGUCGAGGUGGCUGGGAAGGAAAGCAGGAAAAUUGUGUUUCUUUAGACUUGGGAGCAGCAAGCAAAAUGCAGCCACCACCAUAAAAUGUGGUGUGAAAUACUUCCUAAUGCUUCUGGUUUGGUCUGUCUUCUUGUCCCUCACUGUUUGCUUGAAACUCUGUUUUUUUAAAUCUGAGGCGCAGGUAAAUGCUGAGGUUGUGUGUGAGUCCAUGAGAAUACUUUUGUAGUUGAAGGCAAAAACCAAGAGACAGGUGGCCCAAGUUUUCUGUACUGGACUGCAACUUUGAAUUAGCGGGUUAAUCAACUAAAAAUUAGAAACCUGCCUAAUGCUGAGUAACAUUCUUGGUCCAUCUAGCUGUAGUAUUAUCUAUACUGACUGGACGUGGCUUUUCAGGAUCUCAAACAGAGGUUUCUUCCAGCCUGACCUGGGGCUGACCUUGGGACCUUCUGCCCACCACUUGUUGAUGGCAAACUUUAAUCCGUUACUCUGUGAAUGAAUUGUUUGUGAUACAGUCUGUUUUGGUGCUUUUAUGAAGGGAAAUAAAGAAAACAUUAAAUAUUGCAUUUUCCUUCUGACCAUUAGUAGAUUAUCUAUGGCUUUAUUAGUUUACAAUGUAUCUGGCUUUAAUACUUUUUAAAAGGCAAUUAAUACUGAGGGGUUUGUGGGAAUGAUGGAAAUUUUGCCUCAUUAGAUUAAGUCUGCAAUCCUAUACACACUUGGUUCAUGACACACCCUAACGCUCUGAGGAGAUGCACACAGGGUGGCACAUUAUUUAGAAUCUGUUGCCGGCCGGCUUCUGAAUCCUGAUGUGCCCUCUCGGUUGCUUUGGCAGGGGGCUCCGUGACCCACUUCCCCAGCCCGCUGUCUCCCAGCGCACAGAAGCCAGUCAGCAGUUCCAUGGCAGGCGGCUCCCAGAAGCUGCAUGUGUGUGAGAAGUGUGGCAGCAGCAUCACGUGAGUGUUUCUCUCCCUCGGAUGGGAGUGCCUGGUGCUGUUCUGGAGGGAUAAGAGAUGGGCUGUUGGCCAUAAGCAGAGCGGGGGUGGAUCUAGACACAGGUUAAAAAGGUAAAGGUACCCCUGCCCGUACGGGCCAGUCGUGUCCGACUCUAGGGUUGUGCGCCCAUCUCACUUAAGAGGCCGGGGGCCAGCGCUGUCCGGAGACACUUCUGGGUCACAUGGCGAGCGUGACGAAGCUGCUCUGGCGAGCCAGCACCAGCGCAGCACACGGAAACGCCGUUUACCUUCCCACUAUAAAGCGGUACCUAUUUAUCUACUUGCACUUAAGGGUGCUUUUGAACUGCUAGGUGGGCAGGAGCUGGGACCGAACGACGGGAGCUCACCCCGCCACGGGGAUUCGAACCGUCGACCUUGCGAUCGGCAAGUCCUAGGCGCUGAGGUUUUACCCACAGCGCCACCCGCGUCCCAGGCACAGGUUAAAAACACUAUAAAUAAGUCAGAAAUUAAAUCAUUACAACAAAGGGGGGGGGAAGCCUAUGUAAAAAUCCAUAUAAACUCCUUUUUGCUCUCUGGCACCAUCUGCUGUUGGAUGUUUAUGACGCAUUCAAAACGUAUUCUUGUGAGGAAUGUAGCUGAAUCCGAGGAGACCUUUGCCACUCUACACUUUCAUGGUAUUAUAACCACAGUGGGGGACCAGUUAUGCAUUGCCAUCUUCUGGGCAGAGACCAGAACUGCAAUUUGGAGCUUGUGAAAGUUCACUGUGGCCAUUUGAAAUGAACUUGGUGGCUGAAGAGUAGGGAAAUUGCCAAAAAGAUAUGGGGUUACUUAUGUGUACACUAUUAUGUCAUUGAUGAUGAGGAAAUUUUUUACCUGUUGUUCACUGUAUGGUCCCAGGGUAAGGUAAAGGUAAAGGUACCCCUGCCCGUACGGGCCAGUCGUGUCCGACUCUAGGGUUGGGCGCCCAUCUCACUUAAGAGGCGCUGUCCGGAGACACUUCCGGGUCACGUGGCCAGCAUGACGAAGCUGCUCUGGCGAGCCGGCACCAGCGCAGCACACGGAAACGCCGUUUACCUUCCCACUAUAAAGCGGCACCUAUUUAUCUACUUGCACUUAAGGGUGCUUUCGAACUGCUAGGUGGGCAGGAGCUGGGACCGAACGACGGGAGCUCACCCCGCCACGGGGAUUCAAACCGUCGACCAUGCGAUCGGCAAGUCCUAGGCGCUGAGGUUUUACCCACAGCACCACCCGCGUCCCCUUGGUCCCAGGGUAGAUUAUAGCAAUAUAAAAAUACAAUACUGAAAGUGGUUAAAUCAUUUUACAAUCAGAAGAUUAUAAUCAGAAGAAUAGAGUGGAUCCUAAAAUAUAUGUAUUGGGUGUCUAAGGCCAGUUUAAAAAGGAGUGUCUUCAGCAUACAGUGGGAGCUAUGCAGUGUUGAAGCAAAACACAUCUCUGUGGAGAGGAAACUCUACAAUUUAGGCUCUGCCACAGAGAAAGCACUCUUCUGGGAAUUUUUUGUUUACUGCAGUGGAAAUGCCAUAGAAUUUUUUCAGUAACAAAAAUAUAUGCCAUUAUAUAUGCAAAUAUAUGGGCAAAUAUGGGUACUACUACCUUUGCUUUUCAUUACUGAUUACAUUUGUAUCCCCCAGUCUCCCUCUAAGUUCAGGGCAGCACAUUCCCACAUUUUCUCCUUGAAACAACCACCUGAGAUGGUUGGACUGAGAGAGAAUGGCAGGUCCCAUGUUGCUGAAUAAGUUUUUGUGGCUGAACCAGACCCAAAGCAAACACUCCAUCCAUUGCGCUGAGGAGGCCAAAUGGUUAGGGUGCUUGAUUACAUUUCCAAAGGUUUAUUUACUUGGUUAAGAUAUUUAUAGUUUGUCCUUCAUCAUGUAAUCCCAGGGCAGGUUGUAAUACAGGUAAAUAAUAAAGCAAAUCCUAAAGACAAUUAAAGAGCAAGCAAAAACAUAUCACAUUUAUUAAAAAAUCAAUAAUGACGCCCUCCUUGAAAUGGCACAACCUGUGGCUCUUAAUUGCAGUGGCAGAUACAUACUUGCACCCCACAAAAGUUUGGGGAAACAGGUAGGUCUUUACCUGGCAAAAGUGUCAGCACCAGUCAUACUUCCAAGGGGGGGCAUUCCAUAGAUGGGACACCACUUGGUACUAAGGUCUAACUUUGAUCUAAGUUGGUACUCCAACUCAAGGAACCUGAUGUGGUACACUCUCCCUCCCUCCCUCCCACACACACAUAAAAAAGUCUUUCCCUCACAGACACACAUUCAUACCCCCUUUCUCUCACACCCAUGCACACAUGUACAGACAACUUAAUACUUCUCUCCAUCUUUCUCUCUUGCACCCUCCCUCUAGCUUCUAUUCUGCAGCCCCCUUUGCACACACAGGGCUGCCUCAAUCCACUUUGGCACCUGAGGCAAACCACAAAAUGGUUCCCCCACCAGAGAGGAAGGGGUGAAGGAAGAUCUACAUCAGGAACAAGGAGAGAAUAAAGAUCUAUACUGGGAACAAGGUUGGGAGUAGACCAGCAGUGCCUCCUCUUCACCCAGCGGCUGCUCUUCCCCCAGAGGGGGCUGCGGGGGCGGGGUUAGAUCUGGCCUCUAAGGAGUGCGUCACAGAUGUUGCCGCAGCAGCAGUGCAUUCCUUGGAGGGUGGAUCUGCUGUCGCGGUGUCUCCUGCCAUCUGAAGCAGCUGCCUCACCUUGCCUCAUGGGUGAGUCAGCCGUGCGCUUGUGCCCCUUCACAUAUAUGAAGGGAAGGGCAUUGCUGCUGUCUGCCAUGCCCUCAGCAGGGGCCCACGCUCCCCUCAAGGCUGCCACUCUCUCAGCCACAUGCCUACCAAAGCUGUUCCCUCACAGGCAAAGUUCUGCAUGUGUGCAUCAUCACACCCCCUCAGACUCUCCUGAGCUCGCUGGCUUCCUCUCACUCACACACCUGCCCACCCAAGCUGUUCCCUCCCUUCACACUUAGAGGGGAGAACAGUAGGAAGGGAGAGAUGUCACUCACGGCUGGCUGCACAUGCACACAAGAGUGCUAGUACGGCAACUCCUUACAAUUUUAUCUAUUGGAGAGAAAUGAAGGUGUAACUCAUUUUUAAGGUGCAACAAACUUUGGUUCUCAUCUUGGGACAGCAUAGAAGCUAGAAGGAAAGUGUUGUUCUGUUGGGUUGAAAAGAGACACAGAAAAAGCUCGGUUGUGGCACUGCGUGUACCUAAGGCAAGGAAAUGGAAAGCUUCUACUGAUUCCAUGAACCAAACUAUCUCCCUACCUGCCUGAUUCUGCCCAGGAUAACCAAAUGGGCCCUCCGUGAGCAGGGGGAGGAUGCUGGAGGCUCCCUGGAAUGGACACAGUGCUGAGAGAGAUUUUGCCCUAGUCCUUUGUUUAAAGGGGAAGGGGGCUGAAUCAAGAUAAUAAAUGAUGAUAUGUAGGCGGCAGUCUUUUUUUGGCAGUGUAUGUUGGUGGAGACUCUUGCACAGAAUAACACAUGCAAAAGUAUCUCUGUGGCUUGUGUGUCUAUAUGUAAAUUGUGUUGUGGCUAAUAUAACAAAAGUAACUAAAUCUACUGGGUUGUGUCCCAUGCUAGCCCUACUCAGAGUAGACCCAUUGAAAUUAAGACAUACCUAGCUUAGAUCCAUUAAUUUUGAUGCACCUACUUUGAGUAGGAUGUAGUUGGACACAACCCAUGCUCCUGGCACUGUGGCAUGCUCUCAAUACUUUCUCCACAAUCCUGAGGGCUAGAAAUUUGCUCUAAACAUGCUAACAUUAAAUUUUAAUGGGGCACCAGAUUCCAGAGUUUGCCUCAGGUGCCAGUCAUAGCUGUACUCCCCUCUGAGUCAUGUUUCACUGACUGCGCCCUCGGCUGUGUCUCCUACAGGACCCAGGCAGUGAGAAUCCAAGAGAACCGCUACCGCCACCCCUCCUGCUACAUCUGCACCGACUGUGGCCUCAACCUGAAGAUGCGGGGCCACUUCUGGGUUGGCGAAGAGAUGUACUGUGAGAAGCAUGCCCGCCAGCGCUACCAGGGGGCAGCAGGGGGCAGCCCGGUCACAGCCGUCUACUCCCAGUCCUAAACUGCGCCAUUGGCAUGCAGGAGAACGAGCAAGAAGGAAGCUGGUGUUUCCACCACCCUGGAGGCUUCUUCCCAACAUCUAGUCUGUGUGACUUCCAGAGGCGUCCCUGGGUCUAUUUCGAUUGCCUAUCAGACCUUUCGCUUCAUGCACAAUCCCAGCCAGUCAGGAUUCUGCCUGCUGAGACAUACAGGGAAGAGGAAGCCAGACAGGCUCAGGGAUCUAGGGAACAGGCAGGGAGCCCCUCUAGGGAAAUGGCAUUUUCAGCUUCUGGCCUAUUUCUUAGAAGGGCAAAUGUCUUCAUAGCACAAGCUUGGUCACGUUGGGCACUAAGCAUCUUCCGGAGGGAUGAUUUGCAGGAAUAGCCGAAAUUUCCUCUCUGCCAAGCUGUGCCUGCAGAGGGUCUGUUUGGGGCACCCCAUGGAACGCAGUGGUGCUGCCCCUGCCCACCCCUGUCCCAUGGGUAGUGGAGGCCAAACCCAAGUGGCUCUUGCUGCUUGCAGGGUAACUAAGCCAUUCCCUUCUGGGUCUCUGGCGCCUCUUUCUCACCACAGCUGUCAACUUUCCUGUGUCAAUGUAGAGAUGGAAGAGGAAAGAUUAGGGGUGUCACUGAAGCACUGGGUACUGGGGUGGCAUGGAUGCAGCUUUGAAUACUGACUCUCUGUAAAGCUUCUAUAAAAUAAUCAGCCAGAUCUCUAUAUGAAAUAUAAUAUAUAAGUUGUAUGUAUAAUGUACUUGCUUGUGCCUGCGUGAAGGGGAUUGUAGAAAGGAGCCUCUUUUCACUCUGCAGCUCCAUUUUAAGGUUUUAUAACAGCAUGUCACCCUCCCCUCAGCAGUUGCACACAGGACAAGAGUCUCUUACAGUGGUACCUCUGCUUACGAACUUAAUUCGUUCCGGAGGUCCAUUCUUAACCUGAAACCAUUCUUAACCUGAGGUGCGCUUUUGCUAAUGGGGCCUUCUGGUUCUGCUGCGCUGCCGGCGCAUGACUUCCGCUCACAUCCCAGGGCAAAGUUUGCUACCAGGAGCAUCUACUUCCAGGUUAGCGGAGCUCAUUACCCGAAGCAUUCGUAAGGAGGACGAUACGUAAUCCGAGGUUCGACUGUAUUUCGGGAGGGAGAAAGGGCAGCCUAUGGGGAAUCCCUCAUCAUACAAAAUGCCCUAUACAGUGGAUAGAGGCUGUGGGAGGUGGCAUUUUAAUAGUUCUCCCAGCUAUUUCUGGGCAGGGAGUGUGCAACUUGAGCACUAUGCCACUGACGACUGCCGUCUUAGCUUAUUGUCAUGAGCUAAAGGAAUUGCUGUUAAGUGACUGGCAACAUAGAGGCACAACAAAACCUGGAUUGACUACAGAUUACCUGGCACAUUCUUGUGCUCAACAAGCAAAGACCAUGCAACCAGUCUCCCUUUUGAUCACUAGCAAGCAAAAGGUGUAAUAGUAUUAGGUAUGGCAACUUGCAUCUUGCAGACAGUGUGCCAUAGCAGGGAAGCUAUAUCAGCCUCAAAAACAAAACAUGUAAAUGAAAUAGGUGUACAUACCCUAAGGGUUUUUCUGUAUGAUCCUAACAUCCUAAGUGUUGCCUCGCUGAAUCAUACAAAGGAUCCAUCUAAUUCCAUGUUCCGAUUCCAACAGCCACUGGACAUUCUUCCAACAGCUGGCUGUACCACCUUCUUAAAUGUGGUGCAGGUAGUCAGCCAACCACUAGGGUAGUGAACCAAAGGUAGUUCCGCCUCCGCCACGCAGUCACUUAGAGAUCUCUAGUUUCUGGCUAGCAGUGCCUUGGAUAAAGAGUAUGCAGGAGAUGGUACUUGCACAUAAGCAAAUGUUAAGCACUUUAGUAUCUGCUUAGAGAUGGUUUGAAGAGAAGCAGACACAACAAGGGCCAGUUGAAGCUGUCUCCUUGUAACCUGUUUAGAGUAGGACCACCCAUUCCACCCCACUUCUCUCUCUGCCUGUGUGUUUUGUCUGCAAAAUGCUGGGCUGUUCAGCCUGGUUAACAGUACAUGGCGCGUUCAGACUGCACUGGGGGUUCAAAUAAGUUCAGAUCCUUCCUGUGUUGUGUGAUAUCGCAAUCUCCUUUCUCAUAUGUGGGCUCACUUGUUACGUAUUUGUACCCAGGCCAUUUGGUCUAGGUAUAGACACAUGGGAAAGCAGAACUUAUACCACCUGUGGGGGUAGAAAAACCUUUAUGCUAGAACUUGAGAGGAUCUUAUAAUAAAGCAAAGGACUCAGAUUCCCAAAAGCUAUAGAAACCUCACUCAUGUAAGAAUAUGCUCCGUAAAGAGCAUACCUGAACAAAAUAGGCCAGGGUGUUCUUCAAGUUCUGUUCUUUUAACAUAUUAGUAAGUGACAUGAAUAGU
Podarcis lilfordi (Lilford's wall lizard) is the source of this 61409-nucleotide messenger RNA. The record is from the annotation of a GenBank genome assembly. Lineage: Eukaryota; Metazoa; Chordata; Lepidosauria; Squamata; Lacertidae.